This is a messenger RNA of Xyrichtys novacula (pearly razorfish), 71230 nucleotides long. The record is from the annotation of a GenBank genome assembly. Lineage: Eukaryota; Metazoa; Chordata; Actinopteri; Labriformes; Labridae.
GGAUCUGACUCAUGAUCUGCUACUUCUAUCAGCCCACCUCCGUAAUUUGAAGCAAUAACAGUCCAGUAUUACCAUGUCUGGUAAAAAUCAAGAGUAACUCAAGUUGAGAUGAGGAGAUAGUAAGGGUCUACAGUGGGAGGUAUAAAGCACAGGCUGUGAGAAACCAGAUGAGACCACCUCAGACACCUCAGUCAUGUUUUCCUGACACAGAAAUCAGAAAUGUUUUUGUUAAUCCGAUGCUCUGACUUGUUGAGAAGCACCACACACCACAUAUUUCCACAAUCUGGUGAGAGCAUUUAUCAGUAAACAUCUAAUGGGACAAAUAUGAAGCAUGUGCCUGUGUGUCAUCCAUCAUAUCAUGUGGUCUGACUGUAAGUCGCUCUUUUUCUUCAGCGCUGUUACUAUAUUUAUUCUAGCUCAAUCUGCAUUCACAUACUCACAUAAAUCCAAUAAAUAGCCUAGUCCUUGUUUUAACUUUCACCUUCUCUGUAAGUGUGUUUCAGGAAGAAAUCAGGUGUGUGUCUCUCUUUGGUAAGACAUUCUUAUCUCUGGGUUUUAUCAAGCGAAUAAUCUCAAAGUUGUUUCAUCUUAAUGUUGAUGUACAAACAAACUGGCGCUUCGAGGCAAAAUGCACCAACAGCUGACACAGACAGAUGUUAACACAGUAGCAUCUUCCUGAUGGAGUCUUGACCUUGAUUUCGUCAUAAGCUUUCAUUGCAAUUAACUGACAUUACCAGCUGUCAUCAUGAGCCUUCAGAUGCAGAUCAAUUUGAAUACAUUAGUCUGAAGGGAAUUUCCAACAAUGGGGCUAAAACCUGAUUACUUUUUUUCUUAACAAGUGAUGGUUCAGCACCAGGACUUGUGAGGAAAAGUCUUCUUCUGACGUUUCACAAAAUAGGAGAAAGUAUUGUUGUCACAUGAGGGCAAUCCUGCAUCUGCCCAUAGGUGUCAGGAGUUGAGGCUAUAGCCUGAUGGCUUUAAAGACUCAUCUGAUUCAGUAAUUAGAUGAUGCAAAGCUGUAUUAAAGAGCAACAGAGUUCAUACUUUGAUAGGACAAAAUCUCAAAGCAUAGGUUUACAAAGGAAACCCCCCUUGGUAAUUUAUAUGCAGUUUCAGGUGCAGAAAUCAAACAACAAAUACAAGGAAAAAUUAUAAUUAUCUGUCAAAGAAAUGACUAGUGGUAGCAGCAGACUCUUCGUCAUAAGAUGCAACAGCCUGGAGGAACUGAACAAAUUUUGUGUUAUUUUGAAACCACUGAGAGACUCAUUCAGACUCGUAAUUGCGCUGUCACACCAACAGCAGACCUGAAUAUUGUCUGUGCUGUCUGACAGAGUCAUAACAAAGUUGUCACAUAUUUUCAUUCUAACUGGAAACUCCUUAACACAAUUUAUCUAUCCUGUUUUAUAUGCAAAGUGGUACACUGAGGCGGAAGCUUUACAGGCCAAAAAGUAACUAAGGGAAACAGCUGAAGGAAGGGAAGCCUCAUUUACACACUUGACUUCUUUAGACCGAUACAAAAUACAUAAGUCAUAAAUCUAGCAUAGCCAUCAUCACUGUCUUUACUGGACUACAUCAGUUUGACCAUUUGGCAGUAGCAGGGGGGAAGUGUAGGUCAAGGGCCAGCAUGUGAGACUAAAAGAUUUGCUAUGGAGUAUCAUCGCUGGCUCCAACCCACAUUCCUCCACCUCUGUGGACUCCUAACCUCCUCACCUCCAUCUCCUCGUCGUGUAGCAGUCAGCCACUACAUCCCUCCAUCACUCUCAAACUCCCACCCUCCUGUCAGAACGAUGUAUCCGUUACACCAUUUCCAUCCAAACCGCAAAUGACAUUUAUGACUCACUGAUUUCACAGUGAAACAGCUUAACUGAACUUUUCACCAAAACAAUACACCUCCAGGAAAAACUGAUCCAGAGGAGAACAUGAGUUAAUCUCCAGGCUGUUAAUGUGGGAACACAUGAGUGUGGGAAAAAAAAAGUUAUUCAGAUGCAGAAUCCAAGAUUUCCUAAAAUGUAAUGUAAAGUGGUUUUCCAUUUUAUGUCUAACUUUGUAAUCGCAGAUAGAAACAGUGUGCUGGUAGGAGAGAGAGAGUGACAUUUGCAAAGCUGGCAAAGCGUGAACAGUCACUAUUUUCCCACUGCACUUCUCAGGGCUGUAUCUUAAUUAUUCAUUUUGUGCCAGUAUGGAUUCAAAAGCACAACAAAAAAGUAGUUACUAAGUGAAAAAAAAAAAAACUUUUAUCCGGGCACAGGCUUUAGCUGACCCAGGAUGUUGGAUAAUAUUGUGGUCUGCCACACACAUUAGUUAAACUUGUUUCUGGUUAAUCAGCUUAUAUUUAAGUAAGAAACAAAUUAAUGCACUAAGAUAGGACAUACAGCAAUGAGAACAAUCAUACUAAGUCCAUCUAAGGUUAGAAGUAGAGUCUACAGCUGUUAGAUAAUGUUAUAACCGGCUGUGGUAAAUGCUUGAUUCUGAUUUUGUCAAAACCCCAUAACAUCAGAUCAAUAUGUGGAACAAGAGUCUGGCACAUUUCACCCUUGCUUGUUGACCCUGUGGCAAAAACAGCAGAUUACAUCCUAGGCCGGGAGAUGAGGCACAGAUGCAAAAACAGCUUGAGGAGCUUCUUGUAUUGGAGAUGGUUCAGGCCUCACUAUUUCCUUAUAAGGAAAAGUGGAGCAAACUUCUGUCCUGCAAUCCAGGCAAUAGUGGCAAUGCUGGUAAGUACAUCUCUAAUUUUCCAGUCCUAACGGGUAACUUGAACCACGAGGAGUAGAGAUAUCAGCCAGAAGUUUGAAGGCCAAAAUGUAGUGUAUAGUCUGCAAAAUACCCAACUGUCACAAUAGCCCAUAAAGAUAGUAAACAAGUUAUGGUUAUAUAUCUAGAACAACAUAUAAACACUAGGGGAGCCCUACGUAACUAGUCAGUUGUGGACGUUAUCAUUAAACUCUAUAUUAAUAAUUUUCCAACUUUCUCUAAACCACAAGAGGACGCUACACUGCAACAAUAGGCUGGGUGCUUCUUUCCACUGUCCAAAACUGAAAACCAGCAACGCCUGGCCAAGCAUCCUGCCAAACAGAUCUAACAGAAUAGUCAAGUGACAAUGGCCAAGCGCUCUAAGAGCACCCCUAAACUGAGGCUGUAGUCCUUGCCUAGAAGUUACUGGUUUGACCCUAUGCCACGACCCUUUACUGCGUGUCUUCCCCCACUCUCUCCUCCCCACAUUUCCUGUCUUUCUUCAGUUUUCCUAGCCAACAAAAAUGCUCAAAAACACAAGUUAAAAAAAAAAGAAAAAAUGAACGGGGUCAUACUGCGUGCUCUACCUUCAAAUGCAGGAUGAAGUAAGUGGAUUAUACUGUAUACUGCACCUGAUAGGCUGUUUCGAAUCCAGCAUUUAUCUUCCAGUUUAAAUCAAAAUCACUAAAUGCAGUAAAACUUGAAGUAAGAGCAUUUUCAUGUUGAAAUAAGGUUCUCCUGAAAACUCUAUCAGAUUAUCAGGAGUCAGUCUGCAUAUGAUAGCCAUUUUAGCAAUCAUACAAUACACAUUCCAUACAAGGUUCAACACUAAAAAGUAAUGAUGAAUAAUACUUUUUGUUACUCCAGCACUUGAGAGGGACUCUGCUCAGCUAAUUGUGGGGUAUUGGAGUCCCAUCAGCAGAAGAAAAAACGUGUUGUAAUCUGUCCAGGACCAAAUAGGUGGUUUCUGUGUGAAAAUACAUCUGUUACAAAUAUAGAUGAUUUGACUUCAGGUUGAUGUUUGGACCACAGUGAAUACAAAAGGGUUUUACCGUGCUUAACCACUGUUUAAUCCGCCCCUCACUUGGCAACAACAGGGAACACACACAGAGAAACACACUCACACAGGGGGUGGAAAGUGGGGCAUACCUGUCACACUCCUUGAGUAUCAAGGUCAGAGAAGUAUUACUUUUGCCACCUCGGCAACGCCUGUCAAAAUACAGGGACACAAACACUAUCACAACUCUUCCAAAUGUAGGCAUUUUUAUGACACUAAGGACACGAGGGUCAGGCAGGUUGGGCCUUCCCAGGGUGCAAUGCUUGGUUGGUGGCCCGUCACGGUAACAGGAUCAGCUGUUGUCUUUGUGGGGGGCAAUGGGAAGGAGGAUCAGGCCUAGACCAAACUACAAGCUGCCCUGUCUGCACUUUGGGCAGCAUGACAUACAGAUCAAGUGUUGAUAAUGACUCUCGGCUUUCAGCAGACAAUUUACACACAUUCCUUGGGCUGUAUGGGAUUAACAGCUCUCAGAGCAGCCUCCUACAUAUCUGUUCAUCCUCCUUGGGGUUCACCCUGUCCUGGGACAUCCUGGCCAAGGAAAGAGAAAAAAGCCUGGCAGCACAGAGAAUCUCAUCUUUCCCACCAGCUAACACCUUUCCAGAUUUCUCCAUCCAACAUCCCACACACCAACUCUCACUACAGGAAUCCGCUAAUCUGCCCUCCCUCCUUUUCCUCCUCCUCCUCCUCCUCCUUCUUCUUCUUUUCCUCCAGGAAUUACAAAUGAGUCAUCUUGAUCAAAUAAAAUGACUGCCAAGGGAGAGAAACUUGAUUCUGUUCAUAAAAUACAAACUGUGCAGAAAACCAAGCAGCAAGUUUGGAACAAAAGUCUGAAUAUCUUGACAUUAACUCAUUGCUACAUCUGUACAUGGCGCAUGGAGAAUAAAGGCAAAUUUUACUCUAUCUCUUCAAUAUUGCCUUUGUUUAGUCAGCCUGACCUCUGUGUUAUCACAUUUGCACGCGCCCCUGCCCUUAUGAGCCUGAGAGUGAAUUGUUUAUACUGUAUUUUCACUCCUGGCCUCAGUUUGGCCCCGCUGAUUAUGAAGGAGCCUAAACAGGAGGCUCUGAUACUCAGUCAAUGUCAUGCCCUGGAGUGUGUGGAGCCAAAAAGGAGAUAAAUACACUAAAAUGACCUCCGAAUAUAAGCCAAAUGUUGAUUUCUCUUCAUAAGAUUCAUAUUUAAGAAGGUGCAGGUUACAAAAGCAAAAGUUAAAAAUAACUAUCUGACUACAUCCUCAUAUUAACUUGGUAUGUGGGUCAUUUUUCUCAGCCUCUGUCUGUUCCCUGAGAACCUCCGGAUGGAUUAAACCCACAAACAGGAUCAAAAAACUUCCUUUUGUGGACCUCCAGGGGAUGUGACAGUCUCACAUCCUGAAUAUUGAGCUACUCUGAUUUUAUUGGUGUGAUUUGAUCGGUAACAAGAUGUUCAACCAGAUAGACACCUCUUCACCCCAACACUUUAGUUUCCAGAUGUCCAGGCGGUGGAUGAAAGUUGCUUUUGCUUUUUCGUUUAACCUGAUAUGUUGUCUCUUGACAUCAUUACUUUUAUCCCACGCAGCUCUAUGAAUCAAAGCUCUUUUUGAGUGAAUAAAAUCAUGGUUUAAAACAUCUAGGGACAAACAGACAUCCAAAAAUCUUUUUGUACUGCUCUGAUACUUUGAGGAUUUGAACAAAUAAAACUGAAUGCCAGCACUCAACAUUAUCUGGGGCAUAAACUUGAAACAAGUAUCCUAAAAAGAUAUCACAGCUGGAAGAAGACCCCUAAAGCUAACCCCAAAGCUGAAGAAACCCUCCACAUGAUGACUCCAGGCUCCCUUGUGAGGUGUUCAUUUUCUCUGGAAGAUCACACAUUGCUCUAUUGUGCAAUAGUGGCCUGAUCUCCUUCAUCUCCACACUUGAUACAAUACACUUAUGUUUCCUCCCCCUCACCUGGAUUUCUGCUCUCUUGAGGAAGAGGACUCUCCGCCCACCUUUCAAAAUAAAACACGUGACGAGCCCCUCAGCAGAACAAGACCACUUUUUUGGGUAUAAUCCAGCAAGCAGUAAAAUGAAAAGGGAACGCAACACAACUUCUGAUGUUUACUAUAUCACAAAUUUAAACAUUACCUACUUGUGUAGCUGGAACUGUUCAAGUUGUAAAUUCAUAUUGUGGAGGCACCAAGUCUAGCUGGCAUAAACGCAGCCUGAUAAAAGUUUACUGACUGAAAACUUGGCUUGACAAAACCACUAGAGCAUCACUAUAUAGUAAAUCUAGGUCUUGUUGCAUGACCUUACAAUAAUACACUGAGUUCCAGUCUGUGAUGUUACUUUCUGGAAAAUGAGAGCUUCUUAUUCAAUAGUCUACAUACCAAGAAGAACACAGGCUAACAGGGAAGUCAGAUAAUCUGAUGACUGGAAAAGAACAGUCAUAUAAACAGUUUUAAACAUCAUCUCCUCUGGUUAUCAGUGGAAGCAGAUCAUGGGAUCAUAAGAGAGUACAAGUUUUGUCCACUCCAAUCUUGAUGCUUGCAGUAGAAAUUUACUCAAAUACCUAAAUCUAUCAGAUGACUUGCAGUUUAUUUGAUAACCUAAACAUAUCAGUGAUAAGCAAAUGAGUUAUCUCGCCAUACCACAAGCAAACACACACAUUUAGAAACUGAAGCUACAGUGGGCACUGUGCCCCACCCUCCCUCCCUUCCUCUCUCUUUCUCUCUCUCUCUCUCUCUUGCAGAAGUGUGGGACGCAGAACUGAGAGCAGACUCAACUGAGACUAUUCAGAAGUGCUGUGAAGGAGAGCUGUCUAGAUGAGAAAACACACAACAUAACUCAUAAUAGAGACUGCACAAAUUGUUAAAACUGAUAAAUCUGGUUAGGGAAACGCCACUUCUGUUACAUUUAAACACACAGAAUGUCUGUCACCCAAUAAAGUAAUAUUAUGGAGUAAUGUUUUGAUUAAAUUAAGUUAAAACUGUUCAUCUGGGCUGUAGCCUUAGUUGUGCGUAAUGUUGCCGAGUUCCAGUCCAAACAGAUCAUCCUUUACGCGCACAUUAACUCCAUUUUAAAGACCAAAAACGGUUAAACUUCACAUUUUAAGAUAGAAAGAGCUUCAUCUGCUUACCUCAGCCGCUGUCAGGUCUACGCUGCAGUAGAGAGCCGCCAGCAGGAACAGGGUGCCGCACGGUAGCAGCAUCUUGGCGCUGCGCUUGGAGACUUGAGGCGCAACAGUGCAGAGUGCCUGCUAACAACCACCUGUUAGCCGCUUUUUGUCGUUUAUCUUCAGGCUAAUUCACGGUUUUAUCAGCAGAGCUCGGGCAGCACGUUUGGCUGCAUCUUUGUCCGAGACGAUGUGAGGUUCUCAUCAAUGCAAGUUAGUCUUGUUUCUUCUGCACCACACCCCCCUCCCCAAAACGACCACCCUCACCCAUGCAAACGGGCUCAACCCUGAUGUUACAAACACUUUGAGAUUUCUCAGUAAGGAGAGGGACUACUCCACUCAGUUUGCUGUUUUUGUGAGAAUAUUUCAGGAGGUUUUGGUGCCACAGGUGUUUGCUCCGAAACUUUUGCAGGUCGGGAGUCCGCGCGCAUCUCCUACCUCGUGACAACUCUGUCCUUCUUCCCAGAGCUGACCCGAGGUUACGGUAAGUAUUAGAGGCAACUUAAUCAAUAUAAUGAGGGAAUACUAAAGGAAACUUAUUUAAAAACUCGCUCUUAUUGCUUCUUGGUGGUUAUAGUGAACAGUGAGUAGCCCACGCUGUCAGAGUUCACGUUUCCUGGUAGAAAUGGUGCAAAUAAUUCAACUGUGCUUCUUUUGAAAUUAGCAAAUGCAUGAAACAUGUCGACUCAUGUGAAUGAUUAUCGAUCAUUGUCGGUAUUGGUGUUCCUAAGGUCGGACAGUCAUGGUCUUAAAGUGUUGCUAAAAGUUUGCAAGUGGAAGUGGAACUGAAGUUUUGCGGUACGCUUGAGUCGGACCAUGCCAGCACAACACAGCAGAACACUGCAGACUCUGAGGUGAGAGGGAAAUGAGCUUAUUUCACUGCUUAACAUCACUACAACACUGAUUCAUUAAGCUAUCAGUGAUUUCAACAACGCUGUCACAAUUGUCAUUGACUACAGGCUGCUGCUCCUGUGUCUCUCCAUUGCCAUCCUCGCCUCUGGAGUGAACGCGGUAAGUGUGUUUACCUCUUACUUGUUGCUUAAAUGCAGGCAAACUGCACUCUGUGUCACUGAGAGUAGAAUAUGUGACCGAAAAUGUCUCCAGGCUUGGUUCGCUGCUCUCAUGGCUACUCGGCAGGCACAUGCAGACCGUGGGAGUGUCUGCUUUGGGGUGUUUCUCCACAUGAGUAGGAGGGUCUCUGGCUCUCUGUGCAUACAGCUACAUAGCAGCAAAGCUAAGAAGGGGUUGACUGUGAAGUGAGUCAUGGUGGAAGUUUCUAGUUGAAGUGAGGACAUUUUUUUUUUUUGCAUAUCAACUGAAAAAAUAGUAGGGUCCCAUGCAAGGCUUCAUUAUACUAAGUUUAACUUAACCCAUGAUUGAUGGUGUUGUGAUGGCGUCUGCAGGAACCCCCUAAGUAAAUCUUUACUGACCACAGAAUUGCUAUGGUGUGCUCAUGUUACAACAGCACACAAGUUAGUUAAGACUAGGGCUGGGCGAUAUGGGAAAAAGUUUAUCACAAUAUGUUUUUUUCAUAUCAGUCAAUAUUGAUAUAUAUCAAGAUAUAAAAAAAUGAAAUAUAACAGUGCUUGUUGGUAGCAUGUCUUUUGCAAUACAAUAGGCUAUUACAUCUGUGAGCUCUUUCAGUCUCUUCGACGUUUUGUCGUAAGGCGUUGCACUAGAGAAUGCGGACUGAAUGGUCGGCUGUUUCGGCUGCACAGGCCCCUUUUGCAUUGCCCAUGCUCUGCCAUGUGGCACUGCUCCAGGUGGUGAACAAGCUUUAAGGUAUUCCCCAACUUUGCGAGAGCAUGUACUCGACAUAAUUUGCAGUGCACAUCACUCUGCUUCAUGUCCGACCACAAAAAAACAAAAGACCUCCACACCACAGACAUUUUCAGUGUUGUCGAUGAUAUCGUCAUCGGUUGAGCCUUCAUCUGCAUUUCUACCAGGGGUAGCACUCAUUUUCUUUUUUUCUCACUGACAGUGCUGUUGGCUUCACAUGUUAAUGUUCUAUGGUUGCGUGUAGCUGCAGCCUGCUACUACACAGUUGUUGGCUACUUGGUUCUAAUUCAGCACAUGAUUGGUUCAGCACAAAGCUGACCUGGAGCAACUCCCCCUUUUCAUUGGCUACUUGUAUAGUCAACAAAAACAUGUCAGAAUGCCGACUAUCGAAAAGGAUAUUGACCAUGUUUUAUAUUGAUAUUGAGGGAACUUAAUUUUCGACAUAUAUUGUUAUCGUUUUAUCGCCCAGCCCUAGAUAAGACUGAGUGUCUUAAGUAAUGCCAACUGAAAGCAGACGCGACAAGAGUCCGAACUGAUUUUUACCUUGAGCAUCAAUUAGGGGGAAUUAUCCUGUUUCUGAGACAAUACGAUCAAAGCAAUCAUUAGCCGGGAGUUUAAAUCCACAUGACAUUUUAACCCUUUCAUGCAUGAAUUAUGAUAUAUUGAGUUAAAAAAUUCUUACUAUGUGUUUUUAUUCAAUAUAAGGCAUAUAAAUAAUAUUGCAGUUGGAAUUUUUUUUUUACCUGUUUCUGCUAAGUUUUUAGUGACAUGUCCACUACAGCGGACAACAUGCAUUUGGUCGACAUUACAGAAAAUGAAUUGUAUUAAUACAAAUAAUAGAACCCCACCCCAAAAAGGAGUCAAAACAAUUAGAUUCACAUUUUAAAACAUUUAAAUUCUGUUUAAAUGCACAUUACAAAACAUGGCUUGUGUCAAACAACAGCAACAACAACUGUCAUCUGUGUCAAACGAACUGAAACCAUGAGCCUAAUUAGGCUUCAGGCCAGGUGCUACAACUUCAGCCAGCACACUCAAAGCAAAAACAAAUGCCAUAGAUUGGAUCAUUCAUGAAAAUAAUAAUUACAAUAAUAAACAAAAGAAAUAGUGACUUAGUGACUAUCCAAACACAUUCAGUUGUCGAUGCCCUGUACUACAUUAGUUCACAUUUGAAAAGAAGGCACACAGUGAUAUUGCAUCGCUGGACGAUGGCAGUUCCUCUACAUUUCUGUACUUCCUCUGGUCCCUCUCUGUGUGUGAACCCUGCAUAUAAUAAAUAACAUAAUGUGAAAAAUAUUGCACAACCAAUCAAUCUUUCUUUCUAUUUAUCUUAUAUAUGUAUAUAUAUUUUUUCCAUUGUUUUUAUAAUAUUUUGUGCAUGCACUGUUUGUAGUGUGUGUGUGUGUGUGUGUGUGUGUGUGUGUGUGUGUGUGUGUGUGUGUGUGUUACAAUGCGUGCACAAAAUAUAUUUUUGCAAAAAAUGUUUUACAAACAUCGCAAAACUUGCACAAAGGCUGCACAAAAUACAAUAUAUACUAUGCAUGCACAAAAUAUAAAAUACAUGCACAACAUUAAUUUUUUGAUACAUACAAUACAGGUUACCUUUUAAUAACAUAAAAUGGUUGGUUUUAACUGAAAAGGUAAGCUUGAAAUCAAGCAUUUUGCAGAGAUAAGGAGUUACACCAUUUGCAUGUAUUGUAGUAGAAAUAGUAUAAGUCAUGCAUGCUGUCCACCGUAGUGGACAAAUGGAAAAUUCCAAUUUCCUCAGAACAUAAAAGCAAUGCAUGGAAUUUUUUGCAACUAUAAUAAUUAUUAGAUGUUACUUUAUCCCAAAAUAUUUUUUUUACCUGCAGGACUCUGCUUUUAUAAAAGGAAGCAGUGGAAAUCCCAGAGGUGGAGGGUCUGUUCUCAGCAGAGGCAGCCAUCUUGAAUGUUGACGUGUUUUUUCUGCAGUUGCAACACAUGGCCAGAUGGCACCAGUGUUGGACUCAUUUUCCAGGGUCUACUGUAGUGGCUAACAUGCAUUUGUAACAUCAAACCUCUAUUUUUAUAAUAGAAAAUGACCUUUGAAGAUUUGUCCACUGUAGUGACCGUUAUACGUGAAAGGGUUAAAGAUCAAUUGCAGCUAAAAAAUAGAAUUUAACAGUAUUUAAAGACAAAUCAAGUUGCUAUCUUAUUUUUAAAUGGAGUUUAUUCUUCUGUUGCCAACCCGCUCCUGCAGCUUAGUCAGGAAGCUGUGGAAAGAGACACAAAGAGGGAUUUUCUUCUUAAGCAGAUAAUUCCCUCAAGAAAACGGCCUAAUUUAGGCCUUUCUUAUCAUGUGUUUUUGAAUCACUGACUAUUAAAGGCUUAAGGCUGUAACUCUGUGCGGUAAGUAGCUAAAGCAGAGCGGUGACGUUUUGCCCCCCAGUCAAAUUUAAACCUAAAAACAACAACUUAAAAAAAGGUUAAAGAUCACUGCAGAUGUCUUUAAAUCCCUGAGCAUGAUUCUAACCUUACUUCAUCUAUUGUUCUUUUAGUCGGCCCAAAGGUCUGUAGAAACUUUAUGUCUACUCAGAUAUCAUAUAAGGGACAUUUUUUCUACAAAAAGAACAUUUAAAUGGGCCCAAGUGACCGCCAAUAAAACUUGUUUUACUACCAAUCCUCUCUCUGUUUUUUUAAAAGCAUAAAAAUAUAGUUUUGAUAGACACACGACUCUGAGUCCAUGUCUGUCCUGUGUUUCUCUGCAUGUUUACUGCACAGGAGUAUGUUUUUCUUCAUUGCAGCUUGUUCGGGAUGUCAGAUGUUCAAGGCAUUUAAUAUCAUACCUAAGGCUUUCAGAUGAAAAGUUACUUUCUUGGAUCGGAUAAAAAGAACCUUUGUCCCUUGUUUUUAUCAGAUUUGCUCAGGCCUCGAUUAAAAGCGUGUGACACAGCAGAGCUCCUCUGUUUAUUGUGCAGCUCAGCUUGAAAUGGAUGAUGCUGGAAGACAGCAGUUUUAUUUUAGUUUUGGCACCGUCCAUGCGCUUUGGGCAGGCAAGUUUAUAGUCAAAUUAAGAAACAGCUCACAUUGAUUAUACAAAUAGGCCGACUUCAAAACAAAAGAGCUUUAGUUUCUGGGUCUGACGUAUUAAAGCAUCUGACUUCAGCUGAAAUCUCCAACCAUGUUGUCCAAAGAAGCUGUUAAAAGGACAAUAGAGAAUCAGCCAAAUGUUGUAGGUAAUGAGGCGUUAGAAGAGUUCAUUAUACUAGUUUAUAGACUGAACAAAACAAUCACCAACAGAGCGUCACUCUGAAGGUUCCCAUCCAACCCAGUUUCUCAACCUUAACCUUGUGCUUCGAAUAUGUUUCUGUUUAAUAUCAAUUCCAAAUUCAACCCGUGGGACUCGGUCUAUUAUUCGAACCAGACCCUUUCCUCUGUUUUCCACAACUUUUCCCACCAUCAGUCUCUGUGUUACAUUUUUGUCCUUCCCCCUUUUUUGAAAACAUAAAUCUCAAGAUAUUUUGCAUGCAACUUUAAUUGGUUAAUUUCACAAUUUUAACAUUUUUCCUCUUGUGUAAACAUAAGGAAUUCCACAGGGUGGGAUGUGACUCACUGUGAUAUCACGGUGAGUUGCAAGAGCCUCUAUGAUUGAAACCAUUGGGCAUGUUAUGCUUGUAUAGUAUUGUGAGUUGUCAAAUUACGUCAGAAGACAAAUGUUUUGUUGCAAACUGCUACGCUGGAAGGUGGGGUGGAGAUGGAGACGGUGGCACAUAUUUUAAAAUUUCCACUCUUCUCUCUUUUUUUACUUGUGUUGUACUCGGUUGUGAAAACAUGGAAAUCAGUAAUGGAGUAUGAUCAAGAAAUAGAUGAUGUUAUGUGUGGGAAAAAAAAGAGCAUCAAGAGAAAGUUCAAACUCUGGCCCCUCUCCUGAUUGACACAGCUGAAAAAUAAUCAUAGGACCUGGGUGGACUUUACACUUUUUGCUUUAUAAAAUAGACAAUUUGUCAGACAGAAUUUCCCUGAUUUUAGCAUAAGCGGUAAAAUGGUUUUCAACGAUGGCGGGGUCGUCUGACGAAGAUGUUGACAUGGCCUCCCACCUAAAGGCCUCACUGUUCCUUAAGUUCAUCUGGAUCAUUAGCAAAAAAAGGAAUUAGGCUCUACUGUAAAAUCUGGAAUAUAAGUCGCACAGGUAUAUGGUCCACUUCAUUCAGCAAUGUACGGUUUCUGUGCAGCUGUGUAGCUCUUUCUAGUAUUCUCUAUUUUUGCUUUGCCACUGGCUCCAGGCAAUGCAGUUUAGCACGGCCUAUGGUAGCGUUGUUAACUGUGAAGCACAGACCCAUUUCCUUUGACAAAGUCACAGAAACUCGCACCAUCCUCCGAUCACUUGUCUUACAUGAGUGGUCUUUUCAAUCAAACCAGCAACCCACAAGUGUUCUUCCAUUUUCAUUACACACAUGAUGAUGACCUAAUUACAGAGCAGAUUUUUGCAGUUUGAUGUCUUUAGCUUACUCCAUUUCACUAAAUCCAGCCUGCAUUGUCACAUAACUCACGUAUAAUCUGUUUUAUGUGUUCUUCUAUAUGAGACCCAUCACAAUGGUAUGCAUGCUCUACAGCAAAGCUGUUGAUGGAGGCUCCCAGCAACUAGACCAUGAAUAUAAAUAUUAGAUGUUUUGACUAUGAUUUUUUUUUCCUUUCACUUUCGCUAGUCACCUCCACUUGACUUUAAGUUUCUACUUUGCAGAGGAUGCCUUCUGUAUUUUGAUUGUUAAUUCCUAAUUGAGUAUUCAAAUUGGACUAUUUGGUUCAUUAGAGCAAAAUUGUGAUUUUUUGCUUGGUUGCUUGUACAUCUACUCUCCACACACACUCACAAACCCUGCACACAUAUAGCGUUUGUCUAUGUCCGUUGGGGGGAGGAAGGAAGGCUCUUGAGGCAGUAAUGUUAACAGGAUGUUUUGUAUGGGAGCCUGUGAGAGGCUUUGAUUCUCGAGUGUUUGGGAAUAUAUUUCAAGAUGUGCCUCAGCACGAUGCAAUGAGGGGGACGAUGCUGGAAGAGAGGGUCUGAAGUUGUGGGAAUUUGGCCUGAAACGUUGGCUACAGAUCCCCACUGUACCUGGAACCCCAGCUACAACAUCUGCUUUAGCAAUUACCCUCUUUCCAUCUAAGUGGAUGAUUGUGAUAAAUGUUGUGUAUGCAUGUGACUUUUUGGCAUCGCAACCUUGUGGCUAAACUAUGUCAAGCUGUGUAUUUUAUAAAUAUGCAUGAGAGAAUAGGAAUAACAUACAAAUAAUGGAAAAGCAGUUGAUGUUGGAUACGCAGGCAUGCAGCUCACUGGGGAAAGUUUGGGGUCACCCCCAAUGGAAAGCCGGCACGUGACUGACCUCUCCGAUGUGAUUGUUUUAUGGGGGAGGAAGGCGUGCGUUCGCAGCAAGAGGAAGAUGUCUGCCUGUGAUAAGGAUGGAAAAACGGUCAGCGCAUCUCCUGCCAAAAUAACGCCUGUGAUAUAGAGAGUGCCUGGAUGUAACAAUCAGGGGAAGAGCCCAUUGUGCUGUGCUGCAGGAAGCUGUUGCAGCCACGGAUGAGAAGUCCAUGUGUGGGGUUUCCCUGUCACUGCUGUGUGUUGGACUGACGUGAGAGUGGCAUGCAUUUUUGUCUGAGGCGUUGUCCUCACUUUAGAGAUAGACACCUCUGACCUUGUGCAGUUGUGUGCAGCAAAUGUGGAAAAAGGUUGGCACGUGUAUGCAUGCACGCACACACACACACAAAUGGAUUUACAGUGUGUGUGUCUUUUGUUUUCUUAACUAUUGUUCCCUCAAGAAUGGCUGUUUUCUGACUUUGUUGGUGCUGAUUAUUUGAUUAGUCUCUGUGGUUCAGCAUUGUUGCGGUGAGGAAGAGGCCUGGUGAGCUUGGCCGUUUGCCUCCAUUGCUGUAAAAAUGACCUCCUUAAACAAGCAUGCAUGUGCAGUUAAGAACGCUGUUGAAAGAGAGUUUUGAUAAAGGUUUAUAAAGGUCUGCACGAGAUUUGUUCUGAGCAUCCUGUAAGCUGCUGAAAGAAGUCCUGAAUUAGCUGGAAGAUUCGCUCUCAGAAUGUGCAAGUGUGGGUUUAAUUUUCUUUAUUGCACGUGGACAGAGUGUGGGCUGUGUUUAUCUGUGGGCUCAGAGAAGUCGGGUUUUUAUGGGAAACAUCCUGAGUGCAGAAUUGUGUGAAUAGAAAAUAGAUUAUCCAGAGGAGCUCUCUAAACAGGAAAAGGAAACUGGGUGGAGUUAAAUGUGUCAGAGUUUCUUUACAACCCUGCAGGACCUCACAUAGUUGGACUGCUCUGCAGGCUGUUUACUGGGUAGCAUUUCCACUGUGUAAACUCAGUGUGAUUUAUGGUGAACAUAAGGCAAAAUGUGUAACAUAGAGGGGGAUAUAUACGUCACGAAUGCUCUGUUAUAUCUGAGACAAUUUAAGGUGGUAUGAAUACUACUCUUUGUGUAAGAGGUAUCAUCCAAUGACAAAUAAGAACUGAUUUACUAAAACUAAAUCUAAAGACUCAAGAGUGAUGAAACUUAAUCAGAGAAAGAAGGAUCAGGAUCAGAAAUUCAUCUUUUUCUAAAUGGGAUCAGGUUAUCCAUCUUACUUUUGUUCUGGUUUGUCUUUCUUUAGACUUGUUCAGGAGCUUUUUGUCUUUAUUGAUAGGCAUCUGGAGAAGACAAAAAAUGAGGAGAGACCAGGGAAAUUACAUCUACCAAAUCAGGAUUGUUCACAGGGCACCUGACUAAACCACCUGAUUGACAGCUCUCCUGUCCUAGUUUUUAAAGAAAGAUUGAUGGGAUCCUCUUCCAGAUACAGACUGUGACAGAUUACCAAAUUAUGGAUUUCCAAUGAACUAAUAUGUUUUAGGGCUGAUGUAAGACGCUUUAUAGUUUGUCCACAGGGGGCGCCAAAAAUCAAGCAAUAUUACUGAUCCUGUCAGCUGUUUUUAAAGACAUAUUCUAGGUUUGAUAUCAUCUGCAAUUUGAUGAGAUAUUUUUUUGAAAGACAAUCCUUAUCUUUUCACAGUUGAGUUGUCUACCUUAUCUGCCUUGUCACUUUAUGCUCCAGUAAUUUAACGUAAGUCAAGCCCACUGCUUGGAUCAAGAUCAAAGUACUCCUAAUCCAAGGUUUUAGCACAACUGGAGGUUUUAUCUGCAUAAAAAAACAGGAUCUGAUUACCUGAUCUCAUUCAUUCAAAUGUCUAUACUUCUCUUGGAAAACCAGAUUUUAUAUUACAUUCCAAUCUGAUACCUUUAAUCUGAUUAUGUUACUGUUGAACAUCUCUGUCCCAGAUCAGGUGGACCUCUGCUUAUGUUGGCGCACACGUAAAUGUAUACACACUCUCAUGCGUUCAAUUAACUACAAUUAGAGAUGGUGAAAUGAUAUUUGGUUAGACUAUGUUUAUUUUUUGGUGGCAUACUGAUGUUAAUAAAAACAUAGUUAUUUUAUAAUCUAGACGUUAUAAUGAUGUGAAAAUAUGUAGAAAAAGGAAAGUUCAAUUUCCAAAGAAGCAGGGAGCCAAGAAUACCAGCAGUUUGAUUGUGGAUAAUCUCUGUUCAUGCUUCAUUUUCUUCCCCAGUCAUGUGUGACAGACAGCAGUCACACACUACCAGUCUUUUUACUCAGAAAUGUGGCCCAGAAAUGUACACAACACAGUAUGUGUACAGACAAAAACAAACACAAACGUCUCUUUAUUUCUUUCUAACUCUUCUGUAAAUGUAAAUUUCUUAGUAACAGAAAAAAUGAAAAGGCAUUCAAUAAAUCUAGAUAUGAAAUAUAAGAAGUUCUUUUCAUGCUUGUGUAUUUGUUUGAAAAAGAAACAAAGCAAGACAAACAGCAUUGGAUUGUACAAUGAAUCAUGAAUGUGUUUUUCCAGAUUCAGACUCGGCUGCUGCAAUUCUUAGCUUUGCUGAAUGACUGGAGGCUUUGCAGGAGUGUUGUUUGCUCCUUCUUGUAUUACCUUGGGUUUGCAGGCUCUGUUAAUGGCCGUUUUGUUGUAGCUCACAUGCUGAAGGCUCGUCCUUAUUUAUACUUCCGUUAUAUUUGCCUCUUAUGGGCCGUAACAACUUAAUUAAUUUGCCACCUCUUCCCUCUAAUAAUACAUAUAAAACAACGUAAUUCACAAAAAGUCCCAUAACAGGGGAAAAGUGCUCUCAUGCUUCUUUAGUUCUUCAUGUGAUACCACUAAAUUGCUCAUUUUGUCAAGUCAUAACAGGAAAACUCUAUUCCUGUCCUAGGUUUAAAGUUUAGACCAGUCCAGUCCUUUUGUAAAGUUAAAGGCCCAGAAACAAUCUUCUUCUAAGUUAUUAAAAAAAAAAACAGUGUCUAUUGUAUUGAAUUUUCCCUUAGGUAUAAAUAAAGUAAAAUAAACUGCUUCAUGAAAAUGUCAGUCCACCGUUUUCUAAAAUAUAUAGCCUCACAUAUGUGUUUUACAUGAAAAUGAACAGUCCCUCCUUUUGUAGCUUGAAUUAUAGCAUUAAAAUGCCUCCAUAUGCUGCUUAAACCCAUGGAGUGGGUGGGUUCUGAUGGGGGCCAUUUUCCUGCUCUGACAUAUCUGAUUCUGCACAAAGACCCACAAAGUCUCCAGUAUUUUCACAUCCUGCUUUCACUGAUUUGAUUUUAUGAGGGAGAGAGUAACCGGGUUAAACAGUUGGCUCCAUUUUCAUCGCCAAAUUCGUUGAUUCCAUCUGUAUUUUUCACACUGAGAAAAUCACAGUGCUGUAAUCGAGAUUCAUCUUCUGGGUCCCAUGGCUUUCAGUACCAAAUUUCCUGGCCAUCUAAUUCUUGCCGAGGUAUUAACUGUGUGAACCGAACUGGUGCCAAGCCAGUGGCGGAUGUUGGCAACUUCUGAAAAAGAAUGAAAAAUGACACGGGAUGAGAGAGAUGGAGGGAGAAUCAGGGAAAUUGGACAAGGUCCUGGUAUUACAAAGUGUGCAUUUAACUUUGUUAACAUUCUUCCCAUGACAAGAAAUAAUUCAGUCUAAUCAAUUAAACCACAGCUGGAGUGGAAAUGGAUGGUGCGUGUCUGCAGUCCAAGAGGAAAAAAUGUGGUGCUAUCAGUGAGAUCAGCCAUGUGUCUGCUGCUUGAUGUGGGACAUCACUGAGAGUCUACAAACUGCAGGAUAUGACUAGUUCCUCUCUGAACGUCACUGAGUCACCAGAAAAUAAUGGCGAUUAAUUAAAGUCAAAGACAUUCAAUCAGCAUGUGGGCACCUGUUGCGCUAAUCAAAACAUUGUACAGCCCAGAGUGAGUUUGUGAAGGUAUGUUUUGUCUCAGAGUAAACACAGCUGAAACAAUCCUUCCAUGUGAGCUCACUGAGAAAACCUACCUCAGCUGAGGAGACACAGACGACACACGUGUAGGAGGAGGAGGACACACACAGGGGAGGAGGCAGGAUAAUAAGGAACAUGACCGAAAAGAGAAGGAGGCAAGCGGAGAUAAGAAAAGAGAAAGAGAGGCAGGACAGACAAGAUGGAGAGAGAGUGAGGGGACAGAAGACAGUGGUGAUGGAGACUAGAAGCAGGAAUGAGGCUAUAAAAGGAAGUGAGGGAUGGAGAGACUGAAGCCUGGGAGGACCGGGAGGACCGAGGUCUUGGAAUUCUUUCAGCACAGCCUGAUGGGACCCCUGUGUCCCCACAUUAAUCACUGUGUGAUGAAGUCAAGGCAAAGGACAGGGGUGAAGAUAUAUAUACAGUAUACAGGGGUUUUCCAGACACUACGUCCACAAUGAAUGAACUUCCGAACUUCAGUCGAACUAUAAUGAAAGAUAGAAUUAAAGCAUCCUUAGCGUCUAUCUUAGAGACUUAUUCCUAUUAAUGAGCUUCUGUUAGAAUUAUGAAUAUCUAAAUAUAAAGUAUAAUGUUUAUGUGUUUCACCCUGUACUGUGUGCUCUGAGGCGUCUCGGGUCUGACAGGUGGGAACUAAAGGAUCCUCCCAUCUGGAUGUGAUCGAUCAUCUGAUUCGUGGCCUGAGCUGCAGAUCUCUCAACAUAACAUUACCUGACAGCUUUGACUUUCAGCUCUCAAACAGAGAGGGUCUAAUCCCACGUCUGUUUAGUUCAGAUUGCAGCAGGAAGCAUUGAUUAGAAGUGUGGUCCACUGGGAAAUGGGAGUUGAGAGUCUGCGUGACCUGAGGCCAGUUCAGGAAAGUGAAGGUCCAGCUGUGUCAGGUCCAGGUCUGAAACUGGAGCCAUGUUUACACUGGAGCCCGGCCAGAUGAGCACAGUGGGAGUCACUGCUCUGCCCUGCUUCUUCCAGGUCCCUCUGCUCUGGUUCAUGUUCUCUUUCAAAGUCAUGUCCUGCUCUCAACAGUGACCCUGUCCUUUUAGCCCUUUCCCUAGUCUCCCUCCGUUAUCUCAGUUUUUAAAUAUACCCGUCUAAAUACAGAUGGACUGAGGAGAUGAUGGCACUAAAGAGCCAGACUAAACAGGGUGAAAAUGAAACCACCGAAAGUGGACCUUCAGUGUUAAUGCUUGAAGCAAUGCAGGAGUGCUGAAAACUGCUCUUCUGUGAGUGCACACUUGAGGCAGACUCUGAAAGUUGAAGAGACCUCACUGAUUGGCAUCAUCAAAAUGCCUUUAUCUCUUAAUUUAUUGCAGAGAUGAACAUUUUACAGCCAAGCACAAAAAAAUUAUUUUAUGUUUUUAUUUAUUUAUUUUUUUUGGGAGGCUGGGGCUUUUUUUCCUUACAAAUUUGUUUUUAAGAUAUAAAAGCUAUUUGUUUUGCAUAGCUUGGCAAAGCAUGGCUGAUGUGGUUGACAGACAGAGAUUGUAGCUGUCGACUACGAGGCCUUCCUCUACUCUGUCUCUUUGGUAACCACCAUUGUUGGACCAAUGUGUGGCAUCCCUGAAAACUACAUCCAUGUUUAGUACAGUCUAUUGCUGUUACCUGUCACCAUGUAAACCCAACUAUUUCUAUAUUUGCUUGGUGUACUUGAAUAAGACCUUCAAGUUUUCACCCUACUUUGCAAAUGGCUGAAUUGAAUACAUAGAUUUCUGUAAAUUAUGUAAAAGAAUAAGUGUAAAUUAUGCACAAAAAGUCAUUAUUUGCAAGUCUGUAGAGCAAAACUUACUGUCACUAGUCUUGCUGCUGGGCCAUUGAUGUUUUAUAAAGAUGUUAAGAAAAGCUGGACUUGAGUGCUAGUGAACUGAAUAAAAAGUUCAGGAAAAACUGUUAUUACGUCAUUACAGAUUUCAAAACCGUUGUGCAAAGGGACAUUUUUGAACUACGUCAAAGGUUAAAAUUGUUGAUGUGACUUUUUGCUGUGUCAGAGGGCCGUUGUUGAUCAAAGUCAAAAAGAAAAUCUUGUUUAUUUUAACCGCCCAUGAAUGACAUUAAUGGAGAAAAAAAACACAGUUGAGCUUUUUCUCCCUGCUCUUUUAAUCCUUGUGUCGAGAAAUAUCGAGACAGCAUGUUACCAUCCAGUCAUUCCAUAUGGGUUCUGUAUCAGCUUGACCAAUUUGGAUCCCACAGUCACCAAAAAACUCUCCCUGUGGCUUUUAGCAGACCAAAGUGUUGAUUUGGUUUCAGCGCUGCUCUGCAUGAACAUUAGAAACUACAACUUCAUGUGUUUAGUCUCACAGCUGUUCCUAUGUUGACAUGAAGACAUUGUAAACUCUCAUUUCCCACCACACAUCUGUGACUCAUGCUCAGUUUUUACUCAUUCAUUGCCCACUCUUUGGAUGUUUUACUUUUCAUUUCCAUUUCUGUGAAUGUACUUGUCUCAGAGAACAUUUAUCAGAGACUGCAGCCAUCAAAACUCCUCGACAGGAAGUUGGCAGUAGUGUGUCAGGAAACAAAUUUAGCUGUAAAGAGGCAAUGGUGCAGACAAACUCUACUGUAUAUCAAGCUAAAUAUCUGUGAGAUCCAUUAAAGCCGGCACGAGAAUACCCCUUAUCACCAUAAUGAAGGCCUGUGGGACAUCUGGUGUUACAUCCAGACAUGCCUCAGUUACUAAAACAACGCCAACACAAACACGGUCAUGUUUGAUGUUUUGCUUCCGCCGCUUCUGUAUGUAUAUUUUUGUGCGUAUGUGUGUGUUUCUUUUUUGUGGAAGUGUUUGUUUCAAAGCUGGAAUCUGAUUGUUUGAUUGAAUUCUGUGUCGGACUAUCGACGGAAGCCGCACAAGAAGAAAACACUCUCUUUUGACAUGCUGGCCUACUUUUCAAGCCAUUACAGUUUGAGAUUUUUUCUAAUUAAUGAACAAGAAGUGAAUCAAAAAUGAAUCAAGAAGUGAACUGAAAGGUAAGAAAGUCAUUAUUUUGUAUCCCGCUGUGUAUUUUUAUUCAGCUUAUACUGUGAGGACAACAGUUUCUCCCAGCCCACUCAUGACUCACACACACAGCCAGACAGCAACAAAGGCCAGCAUGAUUUGAUCACCAAAUCUGGUACACUCGCUCGCAAACAGACAUUUGUGGUUUUGUGUUUAUAUCUUCCCACUCACGUCACAAAGUUCAUUUAGACAUGCUUCUUCCCUCUUUUUGAGUCGCUGAGCAAGAUCGUCCUCAAUCAAAAUGCUUCAUACUUUAUUCUGGUAGAAAGAGGGUUCAGAUAUCUGAAUUAGUGUAGGUUUUACUUGGACAAGCAACUGGCUCCUUAAAGGUUGACCUGUAUGUGCCAGAUGACCAAAGUCAGGGGGAAAAGAAAAAGGAACUAACUGUAUUUUUCUCAGUUUUUUUAAGAUAUCAAGAUUCAAAGCCGUCAGUGCUCUUUCCCAUCUCCUUUUAAAGGUCGUCUGCACAGUUGGAUAGACCAGCUCUGUUCCAACACAAACUUCUUUCAUCAGUCUUGUUUCUGUGACCAGUUAAACUGACCUCUCUCUGAUGUUUUUAUGAGUAAUUAGCACAGUCACUGCCUCAAGAUAACACUGGAACAAGUUGCCUAAAUCCACAUCAUUUUAGCACUGACCUACAAAUGCUCACACAACUGUGAACAACAGUUUCUGUCCUACAUAUUAGGAUGAAAACUGUUUCCUUUGGUGCUAAGCAACAAGUUUCAGUAUAAGUUUACAAAGUAUUUCCUGGUCCAUACAUGGCUGUAACAGUAUUCAUAUUUAUUAUUUUAUUUAACAAAGUUGCCCAUUUGUUGUCAAGGAGCACAAACUAAAAGAUGGUGGUUAUAUUGGCACUGUAGGGAGGGUCAUAAGUGAAACUUCUAGACUUCAAAAUCUACCAAAGCUUCAUGUCAGUCCAGCUAAUAUUUGAUAUUUAUGAGUGCUGACCUUUUCUUUAAGGUGUACUGUAGCUUGCAUGCCAACAGUGAAUCCCUCACAGAGAUGGAUCUCAGCUGGUCGAGGGAGUAUCACACGCUCGGCACUGAAUCAGUCUCAUCCUGACAGAUAGAGAUAUACUGCAGAUAUGCGUACGGAUAUAUCACACAGCUAAUUCCCAUGUUUUUUUCCACAUUCAGUAACUCUUAUCAGAGCUUGUCGUUGAAAGAGGACAGGUGUCUCAGUUCAACGAGUUUACACUUUUACCUUAACUUCCACAUCAUUAAUUUGAGAAAGGGCAGCUGUUACCUCACAGCAUCACAACCUAUUUUGUUUGUUGUCUCUUUGUUUCAGCCACCAAACCUUUAAGUAUUGAGCAGUAGUGUUCAUGCCUGAGUUACAUCCAAGUAAGCAAAGUAGAGUACACUCUGACCUGUUCACUGUAUGAACUACUGACUGUGCAGGAACUUAUUAGAUGUGCAGAAGAAAAUAUGUUUCAUUUAUGGACCCUGACUGAUCAUGUUGGCAUGUCUCAAGAUUUUACAGAGUUAUAGAGCUGGAAAUCGAGCAUUAAUGCGCAUUCUCUUGGUUGGCACAUUCAUCCUGAUGCAGUGAGAUCACUACAGGUCCAUGUCUCCAUCCCACUCUCUAUUCAUUAGAAUUUAAGCUUAUCAAACAUCUUGAAUUGGAAUGGUUGACUCAUUCUGUUGACUGAUGUAAGCUUGCAGCUGGAUGACCAUACUCCAAAUGUGCUAACCAGACAGUCACUAUUUACAUGCACGUUUAUGUCAAGCUGCAGUUAAAGCUCAAGUAGGUAAUUUGAUUGGACUACUGUCCUUGUGCUAGUGUACAAGCACCUGGAAAGAACAAGUUUAUCGGUCGAAGUAUGUCCUCCUCUGCCAUGGUACCUCAGCUUGUCACUAUUAGGCUGUUCCUGGUUGACCUUUCACAUACCAAAACAAUCUACAAACGCGUUAAAAAUGGGUAUCGGUAGUACAAAGACUGAUGAAAACAUUGUCAACUUUACAAUUCUGUCUUAUUUAGGUCCCAACAUCCAACAAGGUUUUUUUUUUAUUACCCAGCUUUCGCGCAUUGCAAAUGUUCAGUGUCGGGGUUGAAGACCACUGUGUGAACUAUGAAGCAUGUGCAGAGCGCAAAGACCAGUUUUAGCCCAAGGGAGGAAUAAAUAUAGAAAAGAAAAUCAAAACCCAACAACACGAUGUAUGUAUCUUGGUCUGACCACGAGAAAUUCAAUUUAAUGUGAAAUCAGUUUGACUGAUGUGUUUACAUGUAUUUUAACCGUUAACUAAUGCAAUCCACAUGUAAGCACAGUGAUUGCUGGAGCCUGAGUCCAAGUCUUUAGUGUUUUUACAAAGAAAUCAGAAAACCUCAAGAAAAUCUUUGGAUUUUUAAUGUCAUCUGGACCUCUUCCCUGUAUUGUCCACCGGCUUUUCUUUUCCGUCUUCCUCUUGACUCCAGAGGUUGAAUGUGUCAUAAUGUUUGUAAAACACAUCUUCUGAAUGAUGGGGGGUGAAGACAGCAGGAGUGCGUAUUCAAUAGAAGCAUUUAGCAUGUCUCUUUGCAGAGGUCAAAGUUGAAAUGCUGCGGGUCACAACCUUUAUUAAGGAUGAGCUCUGCUGAACAGCCCACAGGUCAGCCAGUUCUGGUCAUUUGUUUUCCAUGCAGAGGGAUUUGGUUUCUGUUGACUUUAGCAGCCUGAAGAGCCAUAUCUUUGGUAUUUUAAGAGCCAUCUCUGUGUUCGGUCUCAACUGUGUGAUACCCCCCAACAGUUUGAGUUAGUGUCACCACCAAUCCUGGAUCAAACACCCAUCUUGACCUGCAGUAGUCUGUGAUCUGUUCAUUUGAUACCUCAAACACAGACAGGGGGUCUCACACAAACAUCUUUUAUGCUUCAGUCUGUCAUCUCUUGUGUGAAAACUGAGAAACCAUCUCAAACAGGCAGUUGUCAUCUUCAUCACUAGAUGAAACGUGGUUGAUCUGUGGGGGUCUGGAUCUUGAAACAACAAAAAUGACGUCCUUUCAGUGAGGGACACGAAAUUGAACAUUUGAGGUAAUGACGUUUCUUGUUACACAUCUGCAAACAAAGAACAAAUAAUUUAUUUUCAGUGUGUUAUUUAUCCGUCGGGAUCAUAGGAUGUCGUAGUGAAUAAUACACCAGGGGAAAUGUGGAAUGUACAGCUGUGUUUCCACAUCACAGAGUAAAUCUGUUCCCUUCUCUUUUGAGUGUUUUAUGUCCUGUUUGCUAUUUACUUUCAUUGGGGAAAGGCAUUUUCCAGAUUCCUAUCAUGGAUGUCUUAUGUACUCAUCUGCAUUUAUGCUGGGAUUAUUUUUCCAUUUCAUCCCAUUUUUGGAGCUCUGAGAUACCAUAAAUCCUCCCAUGAUCCUUGUGUUUUUAGCCUCUGAAGUUAAGCAGACUAGUUGAGGCCAAAGUUCUCAUUAGCUUCUUAGUUCCAGCUACCUCUACAAAUGUUGACUUUAUUCCUCUCCAUCUGUAUUUAUAAUCGAGACGUUGGUGUGUUUUGUCUGCAUUUUUCGUAUGUUUUGGUCUUGUCAUCAUCCUGUCUUCUCGGCUGUGCUGCUGUGUUGGUUUUGGCUGCUUUUUACAUCGAGUGUUGUCAGUGUUAGGAAGCGGUUAGUUUUUAUGGGUCAGCUAAUUAAAACAGAACAUAGAAAAACAAAACCAGAGUGAUUUAGUCUGACCACAGUUGAGCCACGCAAACCAAGUAUCAUCAGGUCUGGAUACGCGGGAUGAUGGUUGUACAACAGUAAAAGUUGUUUUUGAGGGUUGUUAAUAACUGGUCAUAGAAAAUUAACGUUUGACCUCUCAAACACAAUACGUUACUUUUUGUUUGAGUUUAAUUUAGUACUAGGAAGUUAGUACCAGACUCUGGGACUGUUGGGAUAGGAAGAAAACAAUGUACCUCUUAUGAAAUGACAUUUGUCCAAUCAAAUCAUAAAGAACUUAGACUGUAUGGAAAAAGUUCACGUCACUUAUAAGUUAUGGGUGCUCUGAAGCCCAUGAUGGUGGUCACCAGAUUGGAAAUGCUGACUCAUACUGAGCAUAGCACAACACAUGGUGCCAUUUUUGUCAUUGGAAAGUCCUUUUUUUUUCAAUAAUUAAUAAUUGAUGGUCACCAGUUACAAAGAUCCAUCACAGACAAUACUUUGAAUCGUCAUCCCACACUGGGUGUCUUUGCCGCUUUCAUGGACGCAUCUACAAUGGAGAGGAUGUGUGAGGAUGUGAGCGUACGUGCAUGUGAUCGUAGGGAACUGGGCUACACCCCUUGUUAUGCAUAUAUUUGGUACCAGGCCGUAGACACGUCUAAUUUUGCUGGAAAACUAUUGAUAUGGAUGUUAAUGGGUAUUCCCAGUCUUUUGGAGGCAGCCUCUAGUGGAUCCUUGUGGAACUGCAGCUUUUUUUUCACUUUGGUACUGGCUUCAUUUCUGUGUGAUGGAGGUUUUUUCUGCUUGUUUGAUGAUGUUCAACAUUAAACCUAAAGCCGUUCCCUGACGCAAAACAUGAAUAGACCCACUAAAAUUGGAUUGAGUUUGUCCAUUGUAACCCAAUAUUAGGACACCUCGCUGUACAUUCUUGCAUUGCAACAGUUUACUGAAGCCGCAGUAUCCAGUGAAUGCUGUUUUAUUUAAAUAAAAGGUGUCUUACAUUCUUGGCUAACUGCGGUACAUCCUAAAUUCAAAAAAGUGUUUUUUUCUCUGAGCUUAAAUAAAAAAGAAGGCAUGAAGUAGCGUAAAACUGAGUGUGAUAAAGAGAGCUAUUGACCCAGCUGGCUGUAUUUCAUUUUCUAUGAAUUGUAUAGAGUCUGUGCUAAUACAGAGAGCGGCAACAGUGCAGCCGGCAGGAACAGGGAGGCAACAAAAGCAACAUUCUUCACUAAGAAAGGCAUUAAUCUGAGACCAUGAACUUUACAGCGAUAUCUUAAGGGGCUUAAGCUCAGAAACAAUCAAGGAAGCAACAGGCGGGAAAUGCAGAAAUGUUGAUAAGGAUGUACGCUACUCCUUACACUUCACAUACAGUAUAACCUUUGACCUACAGGCAUCCAUCAUUGCAAUAGGACCCUUUUUUUUCUCAAGUAAAAGGACAGACCUGAUAAAAAAUCUUGUCUCUCUGUUGCACUCAUAAUCAAAUGUGAGGAUCUUACAAGAGAGGAGUAGAGUUUCCUUUGGCUUAGGAGGCCCCACAUGGACUCCAAGAGGAAAGCAGCUUGUAGUGAUUUGGUCAAACUAGGCUGAGUUCUCUACUCUAUCCUCUAAGAACAAUUUUAAUUCUAUUUCGACCUGCAUGUGUGGUCCAAGUGGGGUACAGAAAUGCAGAGGUUAAUUCAUGAAGGAAGGAGGGAGAGUGGUGGUGCUGGAAAAACAUGUUACUGUCCGUGCACGUGAUAGCAGUUUUGAGGUAAAGCAGAUGACUGCAGUAGCAGAUGAUCAACAGUGGUGAGCUUUAUGUAAACCAGAAGCCAUAAAUGAUUUAUCCUUACAAUACUGCCAGAGGAAGUGAUGUGUUUAUGAUCACUGAUUCAUUACAUGUUGUUAAACACGUUUUAAAAUGUAUAGCCUGGAAACCUUCCUAAAAACAAAUUGAGACUAUACAGAAAACCAUCAGCUCAUUAUAUCCUUUUUGGUGGGAAUGUACCAGACAGUUCGCGAUGUAUCUCUGCCUUGGAGUGUUUCUGUGGCUCUCAGGAGAAAUGUUGAGUCUGGUUUAACAUUCAGUCUAGCGUGUUGAGACUGGGAGCAGGUCUUCCUUCACUAUAACUUGACAAUUGUCAUAAAUUUGGUAAGAGCAGGACCCCACGUAGAGGUAUUUAGGUGGUCUUGAUUAAUCUCUCUCUCUGUUGUGGUGUAGGACUGUAUGGUUUUGCAAUUUCUGACUGUAAAAACAGUCUUGGACUAGAAAAAAGUUCUGUAAUUUCUUGUGGAUUUCUUUGGAGGUAAAGUUACAGAAAAAGUUUAGAUUUUCAUUUUGUGAAUUUUACUAAAACCAUAAUUUUCUCUCUGAUUGUUUCAUCAAAGAAGCUUGUACUAAACUUAUAAAACAAACGAAACCACAUUUUUUCCCCUGUGUACUUUACUGUAUCAAUGGAAAAAGCAAUUUUGACUGAGAUUGGGUCAUAGUGACGGUGGGUGGACUAAUAAACAGGAUACUGCAGCACAGUCCUAUUGUCCUCAGCUGAAACGGUCAUUAACUAUUCUAAGCCUGUAAACUGUAAAGUGGAAUUAUUGCAUAGCUUCAUCAUGUGUAAUCUCCUUUAUAGAAGAUGUUCCUUUGUGUGUCUGUCAGAGGUGACGCACGCUAUUGUCUGUCUUUUUGGACUUCCACCUUGGUGUGAAGUAAGGUCAAGCUCUAACAUCCUAAUCGGGAUGUCUCCUGUUUCUGUCUCCUUAAUACUUUUUAAAGGUGAUCACUUUGCAGAGGUCUAUUAAAGGGAUUACCUUCUUUUAAUUCCUCCAUUAGGAUUAAAAGAAACAAUUUGAUAAUUCUGUGUUUUGACGGAGUGGGCAAGCUGGCUAAAUUAAACCCACAGCAUGUUUAACUGCAUCAAACAGGGGUUUGUAAGGCGCCCUUUAGAUUCAAAUAGUUAAGCAAAAAUGCAGCCUCUUGCAUUCCAUAUGGGAGGGGAAGAGGGUCUUUUUUGUUGUGGAGAUAGGGGAUCAUUAAAGGACGUUGUCCACAAAGUCAAAGACGUCUUUGUGUGUAACGCGGGUCUCAAUGUGGCCUUUGUGAGAGAGGCUGCUGGGAUCUGCUGUCAAAAUGGGGAAGGAGAAUUAUUCUGAGUCUUAAUCUGCUGUUUUGUCCGCUCUCCAAGCAUAAAGUGCUCCUUCUUUUUCCAUCGUUUUUUACAUGGAAGAAGGGAGGAGGGUAUGGAGGCAUUUGCUGCCUUAGCAGACUAUGGUAUGGCUGCGUAGGUGGAAGACGUAGGUGAGCACACAAGAGUGAGACAAAGACGUCAGAGCUGGCGACUCUGCCACUCUGCAUUUUUAAAGUCAAGUUUCUCUCAUACAUUCAAACUGAAAGAUGACUUUUUCACUUUGGUUCUUUAACUUUUAGACUUGAAGUUCAGAGUUUUUACUUUUAUUCAUGCAAGAAAACUAUGUUUCCAGUAUUGAAGAUGCAUGAAAAUUACAAACAGUGACUGAUUAAUGCACAGAUCUAUUCAAAGAGCAUCUGAAUCAAUGAGAGGUUAAGAGCCUGAGGCCACCUACUCUGUUUUUUAGUCAGACCUAAUGCAGUUCAUUGUUUCAAAGCUCAGCCUUUACUAUAUAAAACAUCAGCCCUGUGAGUGCAGAUGAAGCCUUGAAACUGGAUCCAUUCACAUGCAGCUCUUGUACAAACUACUGUUACUCUUCUGGCAUUUUUCUUGCAUGGUUGAUUCAGUUUCCCUUUAACUGUUUUCACAUUUUCUUUGCAAAUUCUCCUUAAAUGAAAGCAAGUGUAGAGAAAAACAGACUUAACAGUCACAACCAAAGGCAGAAGAAGUGCUGUGAGACAACUUUCCAAACCCGUCAACACUAAGCACAGUUGAGAAGUCCUCCUGCAGGUUACAUGUUAUGUUGUAGCCAUCUUCAUCUAGCUGGUUUAUGGCUUGUAUUUAGGCUUUUUCUGGUUAAACUGACAUGUAAAUGCACAAUUAUGUAGACCAGAAACUGGGGGUGCUCGCUCUGCCACUGUUAGCUACAAACAGCAAACCAAGAGAGUUAGUCUCUUGAUGUGAAAAGUAGGCUGUGUUGUGUCUGCAGUUUUGUUAACACCUUGAAACUCUUUUAUGCAUAUAGGAAAAUUCUUAUUUUGUUACAUUUUUUUGUGUGAAAUAAUUUGUUUCAUUACAACAAUGUUUUUAUUGAUGUUUUGCAUCUUUGACUAUACCUGCCUUCUUAUGCUUGUCAGCUCCCUGGUAUGCCAACCUUUAAAUAUGGGUGUGGUCAUAAUCCCUCACAAAAAUUAUUGACUGACGAAGACCAUAGAGUCAAAACAGUGUUAAAAUUUAAUGUCUGAGACUUUCAGUAAGUUCAAAGGCCCCUUUUCCUCUCUGUGCCACAAGAACCCAAAGGCGAAAUGCUAAAUUUGGAUUCUUUGUUGCUCAGAAACACAAAGUCUCUUAAGCCUCCUUUUCUUUUUAUAAUAUCACCCGCUUUCUCAGCUACUGUAGGGUUCAUGUCACCCCUGACCCGUGAGCUGGGAAACCCCUAUUUUUUCACAGCUUUCUUUGAGCAUGUCAUAUCCACACUGACUUGCUCUGUGAGCGUGUGUGCUUGUGUCACGUUUAGCACACUCUGGCCCGUGAUGGUGGGUGGUUUUGUCGGAAUGCAGACAUUCAAAGACAAAUUGUCCCCCAUCACAGUGAGGACCCAGCCCCUCUGCUGAACAGGGUUUCCAUUUUCUCAUGGCUCUCCUUUAUGUCUGGAUCAUGAGUCAUAUGAGCCACAUUCAAACAUCCUUUCUGUGAAGCAGACAGAUGUACACAAGAGUGCAGACAACACUGCAACAAUCUUCCACACUCAUGCAACAGAUCUGCACACACAAACAACAAAUGGAUUCACAAACCGCAGUGUACACAAACACAGCUAGUCACACCUCCAAUACACAACUAUUUACCCCAAACUGUGUCACAUCUGCAGCACAAAAAAGGAACAAAUGCAACGUCAUGGACAAAUUCCUCUGCUGUGUUUAUGCAUGUGAAGAAAAAGCCUAAAAUGUUGCUGUUUGCUGUAACUUUGACAUCGAUGCCCUGACCUCCAACAGCCGUGGGCUGACAUUCAUGCUGUCUGUUUUGUGUCUGACAGGGUGGGAAGAAGCACAGCGGCCCAUGUGGAGGAAGAGACUGCAGCGGAGGAUGUAAAUGUUUCCCAGAGAAGGGAGCCAGGGUAAGUCCUGCUCUGUCCCACUUUUGUCAGUACUGUCCAUAAACCUCAUAAACUCUCCAUCUCUCUCCCUGUCUUAACCUUUAUGUCAGAUUACUUUUCCUCUUGGAUUGCAGUCUGGAACACCAAAUAAGGCCGUGAUCACAUAAAGAUGUUUUGAAAUGGCCCUUCAAAUUAAGAAGCUUGGCUGCUGGGAAUGCAUACUUUCCCAAAAUAGUGUCUCUGUAACACUUUUUAAAGUUCAACUUUUCUCAUUCCAUAUUUAAAAAAGCAAUUACAGACAUGGAUAAAAAUCUGAAUGAUUUGUUAAAAUUGCUGAUAAUUCUGUCGCCAACUGGUCGUGAUGAAUAUGUUCAAAUAUAAAACUGGCCAAUCCCACGCACCCCUGAUAUAAAACUGAAUGUGCACCAAAUAUUAGAAAAUAAUCACUCUCGUGUUUAUUUUAAUCUUUGUAAAUUAAGUACUUGCUAAAAACUUGAAAGGAUAUUCCGUCAUCAAAUUAAUUUAGGGUCAAACACACUGUAACACCGAGUUAGACACCCCUCGAAAGAUGAAUGUUGCCGACCACUUGCUUCUCUAUUUAGAAGAGAAGCAAGUGGGACUGGUCUGUAGCGAGAACUCAGGCCAGUCCAUUACGGACUACGGCGGGAUGACGCAGCUCAAGGAAGAACAUUUAUGAUCAUUUCUUAAUGGAAAUGCAAUCAGACCGAGACGCUAAGGCAGGAGAACUACCGUGUCUGCAAUGCCACAUGAUCAAUAUGAUGAUUAUCAUGAUUAUUACUUCAAGGAAAUGAUAAAGUAAUGAUCAUAAAUGUUCUUCCUUGAGCUGUGUCACCCCGCUGUAGUCUGUAAUGGACUAGUCCGAGGUCUCUGUACAAACAAGCGGCUGCUGGAAGAGAGUAGGUGAGUUGUAUUUAGUUUCUCUGCUAAAGAAAUUAGGCAAGCUAAAAAGAUGUUUGGUGGCUAGUGCUGUGGCUGGGAUUCUAUAUGUACUGUUGAUGAAGUUAGGUGCUGUUCUGAGCAUUAUUUGUGGCUAUAGAGUGGCAUUUUGGUUGAGGUUUGUGUGUGGAUCCAUAGACCGCUGUGUAUUGCUAUCUUGCGGUCAUUACCAAAGUUGGUAUAACUAGAGAAGCAAGUGGUCAGCAACAUUCAUCUUUAAAGGGGGUUUCUAACUCAGUGUUACAGUGUGUUUGACCCAAACAUAAUUUUAUGCCAGAAUAUCCCUUUAAUUUACCACCAUAUUUAAGAAAAAGUCUGAAAAGUCUGAAAAUUUGAGAAGGGUAAACUCAUUGUUGUUGUUCUUGUUGGUCUUGAAACCAAGUUUACUGCAGCAUCUUAAGUGAUCAUGGUCUUGUGUUGGAGUUUCAAUAUCACAACAAUGCAAUGUAAAAGAGUUAUGGUUGCACAAAUGCCUGAGUCUGACAUGAAUAUCCAGCCAUAUGGAAGACUGUACAGCUGGAACUCAUUAGCUUGAAAUACUUAUCACACUUACAGUUUCAGUGAUGAAAUUCACACCAUUAACCUCUGUCAAAGAAGAGGUCAGAAAGGAAAGAGCGUUCAGGGGAGUGGGAGACCCAUUAGGAGAGAAAUGAAAGACUGGAAAAAGACGGAGAGACAAAUGGGCGUGAAAUCAAGAGACAGACAGAGACUAAACAUGUUUGAGAUAAAGAGCUUAGGGUGAGUGACCGGGGCUUUGCAUGAGCUGCUUUAUGCUUCACACACGUGCUGCUAUGAUCAUCAGAUAGUUGCUGCUAGACUUGGGGGUUUUCCAUGUGUCGAGUUUUGUUCCAGACUGUAUCACAUAGGAAACAACAUUUGUUUUUUUUUAAAGUGGCCCAACAGUCAUGCAAGGUUUCAUCUAAAACAGUUAACAGAUUUAUAAGCCUUCAAUGCAUUUUAAAUACCGAUAUAAGAAAAGGGUUUAUGGGUAAUUUUAGCUGAGACUGGUUUUUAAAUAAGCAGCAUAGAUUUGCUUUGCUUUCGGCCACUCUUUGAUCGAACCAAGGAAAUGUUUUAAUGUACCUUUAAAUGCUACAUAAAUGACACUUCAUGGUUCUCACUGUUAUUCUAGAAACUAGCUAAUAAAAUACAAUCAUAGUUCAAGAUGGUAUAAAAAAAUCCAGUUAAUGUUCUAACAAAGAGAAAUAAAGGUCUUCUUUUUUUUGCGUUUAAGACAUCCAUCUAGAGCAUGAACAGGGCUAUUUCCUUUGUUUCUCUUAUCUUGUAAAGAGCGCUCACAGGAACCAUAAAUGUGUCUGUUCAGUGGUGUGAUGUGGUAAACUCAAGGACUGAAAUUGACUCUUAAAAGUUUCCCCAUCCUACAGUUAGAGCAGCUCCUGAGGGAGCCAUUCUGAAGAAAUACAGAGGUGAGGAAAGGAAUGGACAGGAAAGUCUAGCAGCUGGACUUUGGCAUGGAUUUACCACACCGACAUUACAGUAGGUCUGACCUUUGACCUGCACGCUUUGUGUGGAUGCAGGAAACCCGGUUAGGAGGCGUUAAGAGAGACAGAGAGAGGAAGUUCCACAUUCCACAUUUGACGGAUGCAAGAGGCUGAUCAGAGGGUCGGUAGUUAAACCCCCCUUUAACUGUUUUCUCUGCAUCUUUCUUUUGCCGGCUUUUUGGUCAUUUACUGACAAAGUGAGUGAGUUAGAGAUGAACUUUCCCAACUGCUCAGUGAUAGGAGUAUGUCUGUGAAAACAAGACAAAUCAAAAGUAAAAGCACACUCAGGUUACAGGUCCUACAUCCUUUUUAUUUCUGAUGUGUUCAGUAUUUACUAUAAAAACAGUUUUCCCAAGCAGGGUUUCACCGUUAACAGGGCUCGACAGUGCGACCAUUUGUGACUAAAAAUAGAUGCGUGUGAAUUGUAAAAUGUAUUGAGGAGCACAUGUGCGCACAAAAAAAUCAGCCGAGGCAUUAAUGUUCUUUCAUGUAAAUACAAAAGUUAGUUAGUGAAGUUAGUUAGGUGUCUUCUCACCCUCCAUAACCGGGAAUAGUAAAAGCAGUACAGUUAAAUCUAUUUGGCACCCUCACUGUUAACAUUGAAUGUUGAAUAAGGGACCAUCAAUAAACUACUGGUUGAUGUUCUAAAUAAAGGCUGUUCUCCUUCAAUAGCUUCCAUGUCACGUGACCAAUUGACUCAAAAUGGAUUUCAAAUAAAAAUACUAUGAUCGGACAAUAAGACACACUCUUUAUUUCCCUAAUUUGUCCUCUGAAAAAUGUUUGUGUUAAAUUUAAAGGCAAAAUUUUCUUCAAUAGAUUCCAUUACAUUUGACUAAUUGACCUCAAAUUGAUUUCAAAUAAUAGUACUUGCGUCGACCAAUGAGACACAUAUUAUUUGAUACAUUUUUAUUGUGCCCCUAAAGUUCUUUGUGUGCGCCUUACUUUUUCAAUUUAUCGGCACAUGUGCUUCUUGUGAAAAAAGUUCGUGGGAAGCUCUGGUUAAACUAUUUUUUUACUGGAAGUUCAGCAUGUGCUUUCUAAAAAGUCAGGGAUUAAAAGUUUUCCUAGUAUUUGUCUGUCACUUGUUGAUCCUGACUCACUGCAGCAUAUUUAUCUUGUUAACAAUCUAAUCCUUACGUUUUACACCUUUUAUGAUCCAGCACAUAUUCCCCCUCCACCAAUUACCCAACUUGUUUGUGAACACAAUGGAAAGGGAGAUUGAUUCUCACAGAUGUGUUCAUCCCUCGAGCUCCCUUCUCCCUCAUGGUGAUGAGCGCCUCACUGAAUGAGUCGAACUGAUCCCACGCAGCUGUCUGGAUUGGCGGAGACUUGACACAGCUGCAGAGAUUAGGUGAUGCUUGUUUAGGAAAAAUGUGGGACUAAGUGUGAAGGUUUAGUCGUGGCUGCUGUACGCGCCACAUCUUAUUUUUCGUGGAGUGGUUGACCCAACUUAAUUUCUUUCAUACAUUCUCAGACAAUCCAUAAAAAAAGCUGCAAGUACAAUAUCCGGUUUUGGCAAAAUUUUCAGUCUCAGUGAGAAGUCAUUGCCACAAAAACUCUCUUAACAUCAAAGAGAAGAAAGAGGUGACAGCCAGGGUACAAAAGAUCGUUUAGCUUCACAUGAACCAGAUAUUUCUCUUAGGAUCUGAUCCAGACUAAGUCACAAAUGAAAUGGUAGUCAGGGUUCAAACUUAAAUCACAGGGUUACCUGAACUAAACUCUUGAUAAGGUCCCUCUGCGUCUUCACAUGUAUAAAGUCAGUGGAAAGCAAACAAAAAUGCCAAAAAUAACACUUUAAAAGGUGGUGUAAAAAAUGAAACUAGUGCCUCUUAAAAAACGAUCUGUGGUUCUAACUUGUUUAACUGCCCCGGAGUGGCUUAAGGACUCUAUUAAUACAUGUUUUAAGAGUUUUUGUCAAUGACCUUUCUUUAGUAGGAGGCAUUAGUACUUACUUUGGUCUUCAUUAUUUGCUGUAUCCAAAGUGUUGGCGGGAUGAGGGGUCGUACACACUCAUGAGCAAUAGGGAUGGGAGAGAAAUUAUUGUUCGCGAUAUAUCGUCAGAAAAAUCCUCCAUGAUAAAUAUGGUAAGUGUAUAUUGAUGAUGUAAGCGGAUGCGGCUGAUUCACAGCCAUAGCCCACACAGAGCAGAAUAACAAACAAACAUGGAUAAAGGUAAUAAAGAAGACGUUUCUGAGCAGUUUGUUACUGAACGAGGCUUCACAUGAGGGAUUUCCUUCAAGAUUGGGGCUUGGAUGAGCGCAAACAGGUAUGCCUGACAUCGGACAGUGGAUCUGCUGCUGUUCACUCUGCGCAAUAAGAGUUUUCAACAAAUGUUGAAAAUGUUGAGACUUGUUUGAUGUCAUUACUUUUCCCCAUAAUCUACCACUUAAACUUGUGGUUAAGUAUCUUAUUUGACUAUUUCAACUGGUGUUCUCAAGACAAAUUGAGUCAAAAACAUAGAUUUGAGUUAUAAAAAUUUUUUAGUCGUGACUUUUAUCGUUAUCGCCAGAAUGGCAAAUCUUCUUGUGAUACAUUUUUUAGCCCAUAUCGCCCAAUCCUAAUGGGCAGCAGCCAUUUUGAACUUGUACCAGCCGUUUCAUCUAGAAACAGGAGUUUAUAACUUGUUGCCACACUUGAAGCUUUGAUUACCUGCUAACAGUGAAAAGUAUAGCAAAAUUCAGUCAAAAUUUGAGUAGCCGCUGAGUCGCUUACCAGAAAAUUUGCACUUGUGUCCACGGAGGAUAUGAGUCUUAUAGGCGAUCUUGACUUUGUUGUAAUUUAAUUGAGUGUUGAAUACUAUUUAUUUGCCAUACAUGUUUUAAUUCAUUCAUCACUCAGUUUAAGAAUAAGGUAUGGUAAAGUGUGAGAACAGCUGUAUGAACCAUGUUGCCGUGGCGAGGGGGUCACAUCAGGUGCCUCAUGAAUGAAUGUUGGAAUUCAAAUCCCUCAUUAUCUCCCAAAAUUAAGAACGACAGACAGAGUGAGAAUGUGAUGUGUGUGAAAGAGGAGGGAUGUGAGAUGAAGAAGAAUGAGAGAGAGGAGAAGAAGAAUGAAACUGAUUGUUGGGACUUCUCACAUUAAUGUAAUGGGGAGCAGAGAUUUGGCAGGCUGACUCUUUACCGCCCACUCCUCUGGCAGUAAACACAUUACAGGCGUGCAGAAGAAUAUCCAACUCUCCUCAACACACCUCAGAAAGUCUUUAUUGUUCUUUUCCAUUAGUGGUGGAUUGUUCUCCUGAGAUUUGUAACAAAACAUCAGAAAAUGAUAAAACAAGAAAACAAAUUGACUCACAUAAAGCGUUUAAGGUUGUUUUGGAGAUUUGGAGUAGAGUUGGCAUCCCAACUACAAAAAAAAAUUGAAUGUGGUUGGUUCAAAGGACGAGAAUCUGAGGUCCUGCAGGGUAGGUGGUGUUGUAAAACAAGGCAGGUUGUGGUUUAGUAUGAAAACAAGAGCAGCAUGAGAAAGUGAACACAGGACUCCUCGUUUCUUCACAAGAAAACAUGUUUAGCAGAUGAAUGCUGUCUUUUGUGCCAAGUUUUUUUAUUCAGUUUCAGUUCUCAGAAUCAGGGAGUGGCUCCAGGUUUUAUUGAGAAAAAUAAACUUUGGUUGAAAGAAACUUAACCUCCCUCAUCCCACAAGGAGAGGGACAUUGAAGGAUAACCAUCAUAGACAUCAUCCAUGUACAAUGAUGCUGCCCCCCCCAAUCAUGGGAAAAGCCGCCACAGCUGAUGCAGGACAGGAAAUGACACACGUCUCAGGAAGCUGAGCACAAUGACAGUCCACUGAUCUUUUUUUAAUGCAGACAGUCUCUGUUUUUGUGGGAACAAGAUCGUCAGUGUGUUCUGCUGCAGCUAUAAACGGCAAAGAUUUCCUUGUUCCAUGAAAACAAGUCUGCACCUAUACCCUCAAUCCAGCGCCCAAGACUGUCAUGGACUUCCCCGUCUGCUCAGGGACCGGAUGCCGUCACAGAGAGGAAUGCUAUCAGAAUCAGAAAGAUCAAAGAGCUCUAUAAAUACAUUUCUACCGGAGGAUGGAGGGUUCGGGUGGUUUGCAGGGUCUGUCUUUGUUUUGAGGAGCGUUACCGUCGGACUUUUACGACACAAUGGCGCAUAAAACCUUUUCAAAGCAAAUCAUAAAACUCAGAAAUGCAUGACAUUCAUGGUGAAGCACAAAAAAAUCUCUUUUGCAUCUGAAGAAUAUUUUUCACCUGACAGUAUCAGUCUGGAUAAAAAGCAGACAUUGCAAACCCUCCAAAUAUGUCCUAAUAUGUGUUUUUGCUUGACCAAAAAUGAACUCUGUGCAACCCUUGGACUUAAAUCAGACUGGGCUCCUCUGAUUCGACCUUCAUCUCUAUCAGGUUUGCUGACUUUGAUCAAACAUGGUUCGUCUCUUCUAAUAGAAAAUAAUUCUAGUAGGCAAGUCAUUACACUGAUUUACAGGCAAUGAAAGAAGCCUGUUGUGGAUUCGACAUGAUAUGUAAUGGCAGUUUACAUUAUUUAAACCAAACCUGCAAUCAGUGUAAGCUCCAGUCCUGUAGCCCCUCUUCCCUGACCAUGACCUCGUGCCUGUUAGAAACCAACCAGCAACUGUGGCAGAGUGAUUGCAUGUGUAGGAGUGGAAAGGAGUAGAUGGAAGCUCAAACCUGCUGCUAUCACUUAAACUCUUGGACAGGAGGAUUUUCUCCUCUUAAGAUUGUUGGAAUGGAGAAUUCAGCGGGGAUCUCCGGCUGGCUUUGUCCUUGUGUGAAAAUGAAAGCUGGGGAGCAGUAGGAGAAGUCUGAGGAGACGCGAAGACAAACAGACAGUAGCCAGCUGUUUUAGUCUGUAAUCUACCAUUACAGACUAAAUAGAAAAUUGCAUUAAUCGCUGGUGUUGCGGGCCUUGGGUUUUAAAGAUAUGUCAGCCAGGGUGUGAAACUGUUUAAAAUCAUUGAGGCAUUGAAGUCCUGCCCAGAAGAAACAAAACAGUUUACUAGCCUGUAAAAUCCUCUCACCUCUCACAUUCUUCAUGGGCUGUGUUAGUUUUUCCUACACUCCUCCUGGAUUUUGAAGCACGUGGAUAUUGGAUCCAAAUCUACAAAUUAAGACUGAUAAAAGUUUUUUUUUUUUUUUAAAUAAAUAAAUAAGGUAAAGAUGGCAGGGUAAGUGGACACCCCCAUGAUCCGGUUUCACUAGAGGAAGAGUGAAGCUCAAUGGGCUGAAGGAGAAAAAAAAGAAACUUCUGGGCUAACUGGAGAGCAGGACAGAUCUCAAGUCACCUGGUGGUACAAAUGUAAAAGCUGUGAGGCUUUGAGAUGGACUUGGUUACAGCAUUAUUUCAGAACAUUUCUGAUUCAGAGGAAACUAGCAGAUCCCAACUAGAGUGUCCAGUCGUGCUGAAUGCCGCCGGUGUUUACCAACUUUCCUCAUUUUCAUAACAGAUCAAAAAAUGACACAACCCAUAGUCCGCACAAUAUGCUCAUCUUAUCAGAUUACACUGAGUGAGCUGUUGAAUACUGAGCUGAAAAAACAUACUCUCCAAAUAUUACCGUGCCAACCAGAUGGGUUCCUGGGGGAAAUUCAGGGAAAUUUAGGGCUUCAAAGAAAACCUCUGUCCUUUUCAGUACUUUGACAUAAGAAACCUCUUUUGAACAGUCUUUUAUAGAAAGAUUAUAUCAUCUGUUUGGUUAGUUAUGAUUAUGUCAGACUCCCCUCUCUUGUGGUAAGGCCAUUUGAUCUCCUGCACAACCCCCCAUAGAUGAGCUAAGAGCAAUGUCCUGACGGAUGCUAACACAACCAACAGUACUGUAAAAACAGAGAUAUUACAGUGGUUUGCUGUAAUUCUUUUACAGCAUAUUCUUCUAUCACACAAUUUCUCAUAAUGUGUAUCAACUUUAUACACUACUAAUAGCUGGACGUUAAAGGACAACUAACAAAAUGAUAAGUAAACUGCAACACUCUAAUACUUGCACCACAAGAUCACAUACUUUCCCGAUGACAUCCUUGUCUACAUCUACAGUCAAAAGAAAUUCAUCUGUAUUGUCCAUGCCUAGUUUGACCCGCACUGCUGCACCCAGCUGUGGUCCAGCUUUAAGAGCCAAUAAACGCGGAUCACUCUCACAUUUUAAGACGUCGGGUGCCGGCUGCGAACAAGAGGACUAUUGUAACAGAGUUACAAAGUCUCUUUUCAAAACACACUGUCACACACAUGUAUCAGACAAACCUGGAGGGACAGACACGAUUGGUACACUUCAACUUAAGAUGUGAAAGUAACAAAGUACUCCUGUUAUAGAUUAUUGAUGGUCUGUUGAACCCUCAUAGUCAGACAGCACUCAUUCUGCCAUAGCUACUAUAAUGGGCCAUUUUAUGUUAGCAUACUAACUUUCUGAUAUAUUCAAGUCUUUCAAUGUGUCAUUUCUAAAAAAACAAUGUUUUUGUAACGCCACUUGCAAACAUAAGCAUGACCAGCUUAUUGGCUUACUGUUGCAUUUUGAAACAACAUUUCUUUAUUGAAUUAUCUAACUUGAUUUGUGGGGUUAAAGGUGAGGCCAAGUUACACGGGGUGUUGUAUUUUGCCUAUAAGGUCAGGGCUGGUGUUAGCUUCUCACUAGUGGAGUAGAGUCAAAUUGCUCACCAGCAGCAUCAGACAAUGUUACAGGAGUUUCAAAAAGACAGUAAAUGUUGAUACUGAUAGCUUUAUUCUUGUUAAAAAGCAAUACCCUGACUACAGGCUUUGUAGGAUUUGUCUUUGAGUGGGAGAGUGCAUGGGUGGGAAGACAAAAGAAACACCUUUUAGGCCGUGUGUGAGACACAGAUUUCAAAAGUAGAGUCAUUAGAUAUUUUUGCGACCUUGCAGGUAUGUAGGCAGAAGAUACCGACCUUGUGUCAGUAUCUCUAGCUUCACUGUGUUAUCAUCAGUUGAAGCACAUGACGGGAGUGUAACCAAGGAUAUCCUUUGUCAUGUUUAGGCUUUAGGUGGUUGUUACACCAUGGGACUCUGAGGCUACGCUGAAUAAUAAGAAAUGAUGGAUUUUAUGAUCUUUUCAAGGCCUCACCCCUUUUCCUCAUGAAUCAAUAAAUCCCCCUUGCCUCUUUUUUAAAAAACCGUCAUGGACACACAUCAUGUUUUCCAAUUCGAUCAAACGUUUAAAUCUGAAAUCAUUUCACUGUACAUCCAAGAGUGUAUUCAUUCAAAAUUUGCAGACAUCAGUCAGGAAACGUUAUGGUCGAUGAAGGGGUCCUCAGGGUUGUAGGAAAAAUGUGACCAGUGUUGUGGGUCACCACAGCAACACCAUGUGUUCUCCAUCAGGCCCUGUUGUGAAAUGUACAUUGGGGGCCGGCUACAGAGGAAACAAUUAGGUUUUCUCCAAGUCCACGCACGUUAAUUCCACUUUUCUGAGAAAUUCAUGUCGUCAGUGCAGACUUUUUUUCCUGGGAAUGAGGAUUCACAGUCUUUGCAGUGGUGCAAUAUUUCUAAAGCAACCGGUUAUUUUGUAAUCUGGUGAGAUGUUUAGUCAUUUUGGCUUGUACAGGGUCAAAGUGAAAGAGUGCCCUCUAUCUCUCUCUCACUGGAAUAAUAAUUCGAUGCGAUUUUCACCCCAGAAGACACUGAUUCAGUCGGUAAAUCACAUCCAUACAUGCACAGACCUCUGCCCUGAUUUGCUCCCUUGCAAAAUGUAAAGGCAUGUGCUCUGCAGCUGGAGUCGCAGUGGGUGUUGCAUCCCCAUGUGGGGAAUGAAAAACUUUUCCAGACUGGCAAAAUUGGUCUUCGGGCUGGGAUAGCUGAAUGAGAAUGAUGGGUACAGAAUGAGGCCUUGAGGAUUACAUAGGUAUCCCCUAAACUAAUGUGACUGGCUGGAAUCCAUGUCAGUCAGAGCCAAGAUCACAGCUGGGAAUUUGUAUCCAAACCUCCUUCUCCAGACUCGGAUUUUCCCAUUGUUGUUCACUGCCUUAUUCCCCCAUGAGUAAUCACUUUUAAUGAUGUUGUGAAAACUGUGAAUUCACAGCACAACACUGUUUAUGGCUGCAGCAACCAAGUUUAUUUAUUAUGGAAGGAUCUACAGAUAAUGUCUAGCCAUGCAAAUGGAGGGGUUCAAUAUGUGGGUUGAUCGCUCCAUACAGAUGUUCAUGAUUCCCAGAUGUUGUAUAUGAUUGCCUGGUGUUACCCAUAUACCACAACUUUCUCACACUUUUUCACAGCUCCCUUGACCUUUCAGAUAUGUAUACUCAAAUAUAAUUAAACGCACAUAUAUUUGAGUGAAACUGACUUUUCCUUUCCUUUGUGAACUUUUACAAAGAGAGAUCUGUGCGUGUCAGACGAUCUACUGUAAGGAAGCUGUAAUUACAUUAUAAUCUCAGCGAUGCAUGUAACUGUAGGAUUAUAAAGGCAACACCCAUGAUGGGCGUCAUUACAUGCAGACAUACUCUCAGACAGGAAUGGUCACACGAUACAGACACACAGGUGGUCGGUCUCAGAGGUGAGGGCAACACCUCAUUUUAGACAUUUCACUUGUCACAUAUACACAUGCAUACAUGCAGGCAGGCUGCAGCUGUGUCUUGUUUAGACACAUGUGUGCUGAGAACCCAGACUUGGGAUGUCUCAUUCCACGAACGUGAGGCAAUAGCACAGGUGUCAGGCCCUGCAGACCCCUGGGAUAGCCAGAGGUCCAAGCUGUUCUGCUCCCAGCCUGGGAUCCCACCUCCAGUCUUAAUCUUCAACACACACUCUCAACACAUCCAGCCCCUCUCUCUCUCUCUUCUUCUCCUCUCAAAUACACACCACAGGUCAUUAGCCCUUUCUUUGGUCUGGAUGCUGUCAGGUCCCUGGCACAUGUGUGAGCACGUGUUCGGUGAAAAAAGACAAACAUGCAUGCAGAAAAAUUAGCUAAGAGUCUAAACACAUUAAUUCUAACAUAAACUUGUCUCAAGUUGGCCCAGCCGCUCUGUUCCUGAAAUUUCAAACAAAGGAGAGCAGCAGACCUCCAUGAAAAACAAAGCAAGUGACAAGACAGAGCAGAUGUUAGUGUGAAUGUCAUGUGUUGUAUCCCUCCACUUCAUCUUCUUCCCUUUGCACGUGAGAAUUGUUAAGCAGACGACUCAGAGGGGGUUGUUUUUGCACCAAGGCAAAUGAUGUUUUCACAAAUUUGGCCGAAAGUUCAUCUCCAUUCAAACUUCCUGAGAAAAAAAAUUAUCUUUUUUUUUCAUCUUUUGGGCUGUUACACCUCCAGUUCAGUCUAUAUGGCCUUGAAGCUUUUUCUGUGACCUUCAGAGCAUCAUUGUAUAUCCGCUCUGAUCGUCAAAUACAACAUUUUCAUCCAGCCGGAGAUUCAGAAAUCUGACCUCGUGGACUUCAGCCAAGAGAUCUAAACACACUAAUAGAUAUCUAAACAUCAUCUACAGCUGUUUAUUUAUUCAGCCUGAGUCCUCCUCAGGGGUAUCCAGUUAAGGAACCUCUUUGUCUCCCUCAGGCCUCCCCUCUUACCCCUGAUAUCCCCCUCUCUAUCCCUCCAGGGGAGGUGAGCCUUGUUUCCCCCCAGGGUAUAAUGUAAAAAGGAUACAGAUCUCCAGGAAAUGAGUCCAAGAAAAUGUAUCCAAGGGAAACAUGUGAGCUGGGUCGCAGAGCAGGGGCACCAAAUCUACCAGAGUGUCUGAGCCUGAAUGUGGGAGCCUAAGAAGAAGGCAAACCUUUCUUGGUCUCCUCUCUUUCUUCCAUACUUCUUCAUUUCCUUGAGAUCUCUUUCUUUUCAAACUUCCUGUAGUCUUGUCUUUUCUCUUUUUAUUUCCAUUUUCUCUUACUUUAGUCUUUCAGCAGUAGACCUGCUGAAAAGCUGCUGAAAAAAGAAGUAACACCCCCUGAAACACCUCAUAGUGUUUGUGGGUGAAACUGUUUGGCUCAGGAAUUGGGGACACCAUGUCCUACAAAACUUAUUUCAUGCUGUGAUCGGCCACAUCUGCAGAAGAGGGGGAUGAGAGCCGGAUAUGAUCUUUCCAUACAAUUCCUCUUUUUUAUUUAUCGUAUGUAUAAAACAAGCACAACAGCAAAAAGUCCAGAUGGUUGUAACCCAGUUUUUUCAGAUACGACUUCACCCCCAUCUGUAUGACAGCAAUUUCCUUUAAGUCUUAAAAGCUUUAUAAGGUGUCCACUAGUUUUGGGCACACACACUUGCUCGACAUCCCAAACUGUAACAGAGACCCUCACUAUAAUCUCAGACUCACCAGGAAGAGUUUACAUUAGUAGGUGUUAAGUCAAAGUAAGUGCACUCACUCUGGUAUGCAGAUGUUUCUCUGAAGGUCUCUGUCAGUGACCUGUCCUAAACUGAUGAUAUCACUGCUGUCUUUCCCCAGUUCAACCCUCUCUGUUUAGAUUAAAACGUUGUUUCUGGGCCUCCAAAACUGUAGGUACUAACAGUCUUUGAAAGUCAGGGUAAAUAUGUCAGCAAAAGUUUUUAUGAAAGCCAUAAUUGAAUGCACAUGUGUCUAAAGGAUAUAGGUAUCUUUUGCAGGAGCAUCAAGGUCUGUCUUUAACUUUUAAGACAAACUGAUAAAUUAAAGCUUAUUCAUUCAAGGUAUUACUCUAAAAUAUCGACAUCAUUAAAUUAGACUAACCUUUGUUGUUCCAACUUCAUUUUGCUUGUCUGUAAGCUUUAAUUUUUACUUCCUGUAAUCUUUUCUCAUACCUCCUUAUCUUUGAAUUAAUGUCAAAAUUAGUGACUUUUCAUUUUUUAUUUAAAAGACAAAUCAAAAAAUGUCCUCCAGUGUCCUAGUUUUUUUAGGACAGACAGAUAGAAUAACAGAGGGCACUUCCGGCCAGUUGUUUAUUGAUUUAUUUUAUUCCUCUGCGGGGUCAGAGGUUUGUGCACUGGGCUGUGUGUUCCCAUCCUGUUGUUAGCGGGUUGUUCCCAAAACCGUCCACCCCCGGGGACAGUCUGGGUCCAGAUGAAAUUUAUGGUGUCAGGCAGGGGGGGACUUUUAAUAGAUUUUUGUUUCAGGAAUGAGAAAUACAAACACACCCACGUACACACAGGAAGGGUUAGAGGGUUUAGGGUUAGUGCAUUUUGAGGAGGGGUUUUCUCAGAGAACCUUCAAUAAACACACACAUGUCAUCAGUGUUUUAUGAAAGAAAUAUAGUCACAAUGUAAAUGUGAAAAUAUAUUACAGAGAAAUACAUUUCCUUAAACUUUGGACAGCUCAUACACUUUAGGUGUAGGCAUGUUUGGGUGUGAGGCGAAAUGGUUUGGGGUAGAGGGAUGAAGAAAAGACACACUGAGCUUCUUUUGAACAUCUAAAGUAGUUAAAUAGCUUUUAAAAUGAGCCUUCACUUUGAUAGGAUGGCUCAAGGCAGAGACAACAAUUGUGCAGAGAAAGUGGAACAUCACAUGCACCACAUCAUGUUGGUAUGAUCAGUGUAUCAAGAACUGCACCCACUGUACAUGGGAGUACCUGCUCUAAUAACUGAACUAAAUCUGCACCCUUGCUGUUACUGUUGUAAGGAAUAUAUCAGAUGCUAGCAUAAAAAGUUAAUUAUCCGUGACACAUGAAUUAUGCACAUGCAAUGACAGCCUUAGCACACCAACAACAAGCUUCAAUAUGUUGGAGGGAAAGAGCAGAGGAGCUGUUUGCUGUGCUUGUCAAGUGCGAGUGAUAGAAGAAGGAGCUAAUCCCACACCUGGAUCUCCCUCUACAGCAUCCAGAUAUUCAAUGACUUGUUUAGUUAAGAUGUUGGGAGCUUCUACCAUCUUUCUCCUCAUUUGGCCUCUCACAUAGCAGGCUUUACAUAGAAACUGUCCAAAAUUCUCCUCACACAUUCCUGCACCUGCAAAAGAUACCGCUCGAGCAUCUCCCUGUCUGUGAUAAAUAAUAAAUAAAAGAACGGGAUAAUCCGUAGGUAAGAUAAACAUCUGAUCAGUAGGGGAGAUCUAUGUUCGUGUUUAUUUCUGCUUUUAAGGAUUUAUUAUGACGGCAGACUUAUCGAGAAAAGUCUCAAUUUUUUUUUCUCAUGAGCAGCAUCUCAUCAUCCGACACCUCAGCCUCACUUAGUUCACUGAACUAGUGUGUGUGUGUGUGUGUGUUUAUGUGUUGUGUGUGUGUGUGGUAGUUUAUGCCUGUGAAAUGAGGUGAGAGGUGAUGGGAUAAAAAGCAGACACCAGUUGGCUCAGCAGUGUGAGGAGGGUGGGUGUUUUAUUACUAUUUUAUGGUUUUUUCCCCCAGUCUGUUCUUAUUAAGGACCGCUCAGAUUUUAUCAACUUUGGCGCCCCCUCUGGUCAAAGCCUCUAAAGCCUCAAUAUAAAUUUCAGUCUCUUUCUUAGAUGUCAAAAAACUCCAACAGGAGCUUUAAAAGUAAUAUUUUAAAUUCCCAAAAGGUGAUAGAUUAUUCCCACAACAGGCAACUACAGCCUAAAAUAAGUUUAAAAAAAGUAACCUACAAUAACAAAAUAUCUGUUAUUUAUUGCACUUUAGAGAGGUUGUUGUCAAAUUCUCUGAGAGUGAAGAUGAAACAGUUAUUGAUGGUGUUUUUAUCAUCUUAAGGCAGAAGAAUAGAGAAUGUCAAAUGCUUUACAGUCUGUAAACCACUCUGUUAAAUUUACUCUUUUCAUCUUUGACUGUAUGCAGAUAAUGAAAAAGCCUUUACUCGACAGUCUACCACGCUGCAGUCACUCCGCUCCAUUCAGAGGUCAAACCUUUGGAGAUUAUGGGUCAGCCGAGAUCUACCUCUGGCCUGCCUCAUUUCCUCCUCCUCCCUCUGUGGCUCUAGUAGAUUGGGCCGCUGAUUGAUGGCUCUAUGUCUCCCAUUAUGGAGCUCACGAGACCAGAAGGCUGAAGGUAUGACGUUAGGCGGCUGUGACAGGAAGAAAAAUAAAGGAGCUCAGACAGAUACAAAUAAAAAAAAAAGCUUGAGGGCAGCGCGUGUCUCUUGAGCUUCUUAAUCUGGUCAAGUCAUGACCAAUCUUCAAAGACAGGGAGGAACGCAGACCUAACCAGACAUGCAUGUCAAAGAGUUCGAUUUGUCCUUUAGUGAGUUCCAAGACAUGAUGAUUUCCUCUAAAUUCAGGGUUAAAACUAGUUCAGGGUUUCACGCUGUACUGUCAAAGAAAGCCCCCAGUACCUCUCAUGUUGUUUACCAUUACUUCUGUACCACCUCUGAAGACUUCUCCUGCUGUUUCAAAAACCCAGUGUAGCUUUUUCUCCACUUCUGAUUUAUCGACUUAAAUGUUGUCAUUUCCAGCACGAACAGGAAGGGAAAGAAUACCUGUAGAAAAGGGAGGUCGAGAAAAGCUGCAGAGGGAUAUAAGAGCACUUAUGAAUACAGAGAGCAGGGGAGGGUAUGUCGGGUGGAAGUUGUGAGUGCAGAUAAGAGCGGGGAGUAUGGAGGUGCAGAGGAAGUGAAGCUGUGGAGGACUGGCAAUUAAAGAGUGGGGGGACCGGAGAGAAAUCUGCUAGAGGAAACGAGUCUUGACAUAAUCAAUCAUGCUAGUUGGAGAGCUUAAACACUCAAGGACCAACACUCUCCAAGUGUGAACUCAAUUUUACAAGUUUUAAAGGAAAAAGUGUGACAACCUUGUAAAGAAUGAAACUUUCAUUUGCAUUGUCACCAAGAAAUAUCAGGAAAUUGUGGCAUAAGUGAUUCAGACAGUGUUUGGCAACAACCAAAGCUUUUCCUUGACAUAUAAAGAAAGAACAGGUUAUGUUUCUGGCAGGUUUCUUUUCCCCUCAGAACUAAUAUUGUGUAGCUCAGAAAAAAAGACUGACCUACUUUGAACUGAUCAAACAUUUAAAAACCCAUAUAAACUCAUAAUACAAUCCAAUACACAUCUGAGGGCUGAACUCAUACUUAUAUAGGUCUUAAUAUGAAACAUUUUACAGUACUCUAGAGAACUUUGUGGCAGCUGUGCACUCUCUUUCCAUGGUAAAUUUGGUAUUCACACUGACUGAUCAGAGGCUGACCCGUUAAACAUUCAGUCAGAGGCCAGUGCAGCCGGACAAUUUCAUUUUAAGAUAAUGAAAAUAUUAUCCUGUCAAUCAAAGUGUCUGUUUUAUAGCUAUCUUGAUUAUAAUUGCUUUCUGGAUUUAAAAAAAAAAGAAAAAAAACAACAGAAGGUAAUCUCAUAAUCAGGGUUGUCCUGUAGUGUGGUAAUUUAGUUAACUCUUGGGUGUUGUUAUCUGCUAACAUAACAAUGUGGUGAGCUUAAAUGACUCUAAAACAAAUAAAUAGCAUCACAAGGGUGUUUGAGGUCAACUUCGAAGGUCUUAGUCAAAAUACCACACAUGCAAAAAUAACAUUUUUACCCAGAAGAACAAAGACUACAAGGAUCCCAGCAGGGGGCGUUCUUGUAACACACAAAGUCCAUUUUCAUGCACCAACUCCAGACAAUGUCCAGACAUUUAGCUCCUGAAUUUAUUCAGGAUAUUGUACAUCGCUCACACAACAUUUUCCUGUUAACUAAACUGUAACUAAUCAAAACUCUCACUUUGCUUCAGUCAAAUGUUGGUUUACAGUUGUUUUUUAAAUAUAAAGGAGUGAGUGUGAGAAGUCUUUGGCUUAAUCCUGCAAGAUUGCUUACACACACACACACACACACACACAAAUGCACAAGUAUGCACUUGGAAAUACCGCAGGGUUAUCAGCUAUAAAGGAGGACUGGUAUUUAUCAGCCCUUAUUUUAAACUCAUGCAGAAAGACACAGGCCAGUGCGCUUGGCGUGCUUAAGACAAGGAUCUCUCAUGCUCUUGCAUGUUUAUACACACCCAUACAUACCCACAUAUACACAUACAAACACACAGUUAAUUGCAGAGUAACGACCCUUUGAACUAUCAUACCAUGUCUCUGUUGUUGAUACACAUCCUCCUUUUUGUGAAUUAUAGCGAAAUGAUUAUUUUGACAGAAUCACCUUCUUUAGAAAAUCUGUCAGCUCGAUCAGAUCACCCAAAUUAUGAGUGAAGUUAGUGUCAGCAGAGUUGAUCUUGUCCUCUACUCCUGAAGGGCUUUUUUUCUUUUGAACCUAAAAUUUUAUUGUUAAAAAAUCUGCAGAAUUAAUCUAAUCCACAGUCUUGAUGAUGACAAACUGCUCAGUUUGAGUAUUUUUUCUUUUUCUUUUAAAUCAAGAACAAACACACCUAAUUUCACUUCUUAAAUGCUGUUAUUCAUGUCUUCAGUGAUGAUUUUCAAAGUUUUUUUUGAGGUUGUAUUUGAUAAGUCAGAGAGGACAGGACCGUGGAUAGAGCAGGAAUCUGGGAGAGAGGGAGGGAAGCCACAUUUGAUAAAGGGACCUCAGGUUGGACUCUGUUUUUACCACUAGAGGGCUUGGUGUACUUAAACUUCCAGGCCAAUGGCGCCCCCCAGAGAUACCUGUUAAUCUAAACAUCAGCUCAUUUUGAACACCAGAAUCAGCUAAAUAUCGAGGCCUGGUUGAGCAGGUUGAUUGAUUUUAUCUGGACAUAAACACCCCAGAUUUGAAAAUCCACCAUCUUUUGUCCUUCCAGGAUCUAUUUACUUCAUCAUACAAUUUUCUUACAACCUGUUUUGUCAAAGAAGUGAACAGAAUCAGUCUAAUCCAGAUAAAGACUUACAAGUAUUACCUAAUCACCUCAUUUGAGUGCAACUUUAUAUGAUGUACUUUGUAGACAGGAGUCUCCAAAACCCACACAAACUGCAGGUUUCUUACAGUUCUGUGAAAUUAAAUAUUUGACCGAUGUCACUCUGUGACUUACUUUAUUGGGACAAAGUCCUUGAUUUUUUCAACAACCGUUUGUCUACUUUAGUGUCUAACUGUAGUGAUAGAGCAUUCAAGUACCGAACAGAUAAAAAAGGUCUUGAUAACAAAUAUUAGAAAUGACAAAGUAAUAAUAAAAAUGUUUUUUGAGGCGUUUUAAAUUUGUUUUAAAUUUUAAAUCUACCUAUUUUUUGUGGUCAAAGUCUUUGUUGUCCUAUUCGAAAGUUUGAAAACUCGGAUCAUGUUACGCAAUUUCAUCCAAUCCUGAAAUAUUUUUUCCGCUUUUGAACAACCAUAGUUCAAGAUUUGACAUUGUCUGGAGGUUUCUCUUUAAACAACAAAGUUUUUAGCAAACGUAGUUGCGCAGCCUCCUGUCUCUGUCUCUAUAAGACCUCAUGCAGACCUUAAGAAUCGAUGAUAUAGUUUUUAAUAGUACAAUAUGUGUUGUAACUCCUGCUGUCUUUCCCCAUGAGGUAGCAGUUUUUCUUGUACUUCAGAAUCAACAUUAUGGAGAUGUUGACACCACUGUGGAAAAAAAGUCUGGAUUGAACCUUAUGAACCUGGUUGAUCCAGUCUCCUGACUGUUUUUACGUAUAAAUAGGGGAUUUCACUGCACAGACUAUAUGACACACCCACCGAGUAUCCAUGGAGUUGUUUUGACAGCACUGUUGUUGGCUGGUGUCAGCUCUAUAGGCAGCAGCUGCAGGGUUGAGAUGAGGCAGGAGACAAAACACACUUGUUCUGUCCCAAAAAGCUUCCUGUAGACAAAGCUCCAACUACCACACACACACAAACACACACACACAUGCAGACACAUGUAUCAACCAUUUAUGUGAGUUCAUCUGAGGCUUUAUCUCACCCUCUCUGCACAUGAUUUGUCUGUGAGCUUGUUUGAAUUGUUGUUUGACAUUAUUUAGACUCUCUGCUGUUUUACAAAGUCCUUCGAGACACUUGAAACAACAAGGCCAAGAGCAUUUUUUCAAUGCAGAGACAAACAACAUCUCUGUGUUUGUUGGUUCUCACAGGAACUCUGCCAGGCCCUAAAACCUCAAAGGUCAUCACUUACUGACCCCAUGACCUUCCAGACCAUGGAUACUUUACCAAUUCCCAUGAUGUCUUUGCCCUCUUCUUUGACCCUUAUAAAGUAUUGUACCUCAUAUUUUCCACUUUCUUUACUGCUGUCCUUCCUUGAGCUGGUCUCUUUAGCCAGCAUCUCAUCACUCUCGUAUGUGCAGAGGGUGAACACAGCUGCAUCCCUUUGAGACAUGUUUGUGUCUUCACCACUUAAACCAAACCGGUUGUUUUCUGUUGUGCUAAGCAGCUCUGGUUUUUGCUUGUAUCCAGCUUUUUUGAGACAACAUUUUUUUGCAGAUAAAACACACAUCUAUUAUUAUUAAUUUGAUAAAACUGACAUAUUUAAAAACAGCACAUGCUUGGAGAACAGACACAUGCCUUUGCCAUGUUUCAUCCAGGUUUAGAUUUUCCCUCUGUCCUGUCUGCUUGCCUGGCUUCUCUCUGUCAUUACUCUAAGUAUAACAAUCAGAUUGUUAUAUUUAGCUCGCAGAUAAUUGAGCUAUCUGAAGUUUCAAACAGGAGACAAUUAAAAGUCCUUCAGUCUGGCUUUAAAGUUUAUUUAGCCUCCUUGAGUCCUUGGUUUUAUUAAGGCAACAGUAGACAGCAGAGUGCUUCGUUAUCUCAUCUCUGUCAGGCUGGUUUUAGAACAAUAAACAAGAACACACUGAGCAAUUUCUGAGAAAUCCUCAGAGUAUCUGCUAGAUCAUCUGAAAAUAAAUGUCCAGGAUUUGGUUCUAUCCUGUUUCCUCUUUGUUUUUUGCUCAGAGUCAGGCUGUAAUAGUUUAUUUAUUCUCAUUAGCUGUGGUCGGCAUUGGCAGUUGCAGGUACUGUGUUUCACCACUAGAUGGGUGUAGAGAGCUUAUUGGGAUGAUUCUAAUUAGUCAGAAAGGAGUGUGGCUCCCCCUUGUGAAGCAGUUAGAAAUUACAGGCAGAACUGGACAAGUUUUUAAUUGUUUUUAAUUAUCAGGUUUGUUGGGCUGACAUAAAUGAUUGCAUUGUUGUGAUACUUGCUUUCUUCUGUCUUUUUCCCCUCUGAUUCUUCUGUUUUCAAAGAGUGGGUUGUUUUGUUUGUUACUCUAGAUACCAUCAAGAUAAGCUUGGUAUCAUUUUCAAACUCCCAUCAUGCAUAACAUCAUGAUUUGAUAGAAUUUCAAUGAUUGUUGACUCUUCUUCAGGAGCCUCCAAACUCUGAGAAAACAGUGUAUUUUGUGUAUUUUAUCACUUAGCUGAAGCUAAUGAACUACUUUUUAAAAUUGAUUUACCAUCUAAUCUCAGGGUGCCCCAGGGCCUCUUGGUCCCCAGGGUCCCCAGGGACCUCCAGGGCGAACAGGUGAUCCAGGUAUUCAAGGCCCAAAGGGGCACAAGGGUGACCGUGGCCGUGGAGGCGCCUUAGGUCCCAAAGGAAAUGUGGUAAAGUAUUUUUCUGUUGUUUGAGUGACGAACUUCUCAACCAGCUUGUUUUUGUCUACUUGUUUUUAAUCUGUGAUUGUUGUGGCUCAACAGGGAAUGACUGGCGUUCCUGGGUUUUCUGGAAACGAUGGCAUUCCUGUAAGUCUUUCCAUCCAUAAAACACAAAUGACUUUGUGCAUCGAUCUGCCUCUUCUUCUAACUGUUGUCAUUUCAUAAAACUCUGUCUGCAGGGACACCCAGGGCAAGCUGGCCCCAGAGGGAAGCCAGGUGCUGACGGCUGCAAUGGUACAGUUGGUGAUGGAGGGUUUCCAGGGGAACCUGGCUAUAAUGGUUUACCUGGUUAUCAGGUAAGUGUAGCAAUGAACCUCCCUGGAUUUUAAAGAGUAACCAGAUUUCCAUUAAACACCACAUUAGCUGUCAUUUCACACUCAUCCAUCUCCUCUUUUUUUCUUGUUUCCAUCUCUCAGGGACAACCAGGCAGGAAGGGAGAGAAGGGAGACUCUCUGGAGCUGAGUGUGUACAUGGAGCGUUUCAGGGUGAGGAAGAGGAGUGUAAAAGUCCUGGCUUAAAAAAGUUCUUCUUUAUACUUGACAUUGCUAAAACAACAACAUUUACAUGUUACCGACCUUAUGAGAUUUUUGUAUUUCUUUCAACAGGGAGAUCCAGGGACACCAGGAUCCUAUGGGAUAACUGUGAGACUCAUUGUUAAAAUGAUUUAAUUCUGUCAGCUGCUAUGACCAUUUUAUUCUUCCUUCACAUAAUCCUGUAUAAUGAACAGAUCAUAGACCAAAUCAUACCUGAGGCUUACUUUUAUGUAUCUUUCCUGCUCUGUCAAUCUUGACUGUUAUUCUCUCAUCUUCUCAGGGGCCUCAAGGAAACCGAGGGUGGCAGGGUAACAGAGGACUCCAAGGACCCAAGGUAAGUGUAUCUGUACGAUUGUGCAAAAAGUUUUUGUUUAGAGCAUCAUUUUUCCAAAAUGAUAUUAUAUCUAUUAUGGCACUCAUUUACAUUCUGUUUGUGGUUUUGUGUAGGGCCCCACAGGUCCUCCAGGUCCCCGUGGACCAAAGGUAAGGCAACAACUGUGUGUUUGAUAGACAGAAAAAACACAUUUUACCACACUGCAAAGGUUUAUCUUGUCUCAUCAAAUAUUGACACAAAUGUAUGAUAGCAGCAGUGUUGAGUGUGUUUUGUCUCUCCUGUUUAGGGCACCAUGACCAAAGUGCUUAAAGGACUCAGAGGAGAUCAAGUAAGUAAUAAAUGACUGCCAAAAAUAUGAAUAUCUGUUUUUCUAUUUGACUCCGCUGACUGUUGUUGCACUUCCAUUUAACACCACAGGGGGACAUCGGACCACCAGGGCUUCCAGGAAACUCUACUCACCCUCAUACACAGCCCCCCUAUGGCCCCCCGGUCUGUACAUCAGGAUGAGUCCAUCUUUACUUAUGAACCUGUUUUAUUACGUCAGAAAAUAUCUCCAGAAUUUAAAGUAGAUGAGAUUGUUGAAGACGCUCUUUGAGUCAUUCUUAUAUCCUCUUUGUUUGUCAUUUUAGGGUCCCCCAGGACCUACUGGAGAGAAAGGCUUACCAGGACAAAAAGGAGAUCUGGUAUCUCAUCAAUUUGAACAGAUUUUACACAUUUUCAAUCAUGCAUGACACGAACAACUCAGAAUCAGCUCAUUCGUUCUUUGUUGGUUUAUUACAGGCUGACAACAAAGGAGAGACUGGUGUGAUGGGGUUCCCAGGACCAAGGGUGAGCAUGGGCUCGUUUCUACGCUUUUAACCAAGAGACAGUCCAGCAGCUGUGUGUUAUAACCUUACAAUGCUCUGUUUUUGAUCCUGUUUAAGGGCCAACCUGGUAUUGAUGGUAUUCCUGGAGAAAGGGUAUGUUCAUGUAGAAAAUGAGAGAUAACAAAAUUUGAUUUAACCAGAAACUGUGUGUUAAGCUAUGAUUUACCGCUGGCUUCUCAUUCAGGGAGUUGAUGGUGAACAGGGACCAAAAGGCAGAGAUGGCCAAAAGGUGAGAACAUACAUAACCCUGAUCCUAAAGCAUGUAUAUUUUACCACUGUGUAACUGAAAUUCAAAGGUCAGUUAAAAAAUAAGCCAUUCUUGCAAAUUUCCUGGAUAUAUAUUUAUAUUUUAUAGUUAACACAAUAUUUUGGAAGAAAAUAAGGAGACAGAAUUAAAGUAUAAUGGUACAUUCAUGGCUCAAUUUAAUAUUUGUCUCACUUUGGUUUUGAAACUAGCUCAGAUUUACACAAACUGAAACCAUUCAAACACUUUUUAAUCCUCAUAGCUGUUUCUAAGCCCCUGAGGUAGAUCCUAGAUUUCCUGCAAUCAUGAACAUAUCAAGUCAUCCAGAAUAAUCUAGUCAAAAGUUGUUACGCACCCAUGGACAUGUCUUUUAGUAUUUCAAUAAUCUUCACACCUUGUUACCUCUAUCAGUUUGAAAUAAGCUGAUUUAAACACCUGUUAAUCUACUAAAGGGAUUUAAGGAAGGAUGGUUUUGAUCACAAGUCAGAAAUAAUUUGUUUUGUCAGGAAAGUUGCUUCUUUGGUUGUUAGCCAGUAGCAACACGGGAGCUACAGACUCAGAUUACAGCUGACCUGUCAUUUUUCAAACUGGUUUUAGUCUGUACGGACACUACAGCUCAGAUUAAGUAUGUCACUGACUACAGACUGUUUUGCUCAUUUUAACCACCACAUCAUAAGCCCCCUGUUUGACAUCCCAUUGAAACUUUGUGUGAAUUUAGCCAGAACCCAAUGUGACAGGAAAGGAAACACAAACAGGGUUUGGUAUGACAAACAGGAUGUGUGUCACAGUCAAUUUCAAACUAUGUGUUCACACCCAGCCUGAAAUCACAUUUAGAAACUCCUGAUACUGAAAAACUGAAAUGAAACUGUUUUUUCUUUUCUUUUAGGGAAUCAGGGGAGAUGCAGGAGAACUGAUUUCAGGUGGCUUAUGGCCUUGGUCUUCUGGAGGUAAGUGAACUAGUACUAGAAAAAACACAACAUUUCUCCAUCUAAUAAAAAGAGGAAGAUCAUGCAGAUGACACUCUCUGCUCUAAAAAAUAUGACAUGACGUCUAGUUGUCACGCACAUGAAGUGAAACUCUGGGGUAAUUUGUAACAUCACUAGAGUUCAGCACAGAGCCAGAGGUCAGGUGCUUAAAACUAAUAUAGAAACUGAUGACGGUCAGUGAAAUGUAGUUUCACACACACAUUAAACUCGGGACAGUCGAGCAUUUCUUAUUCAGCAUGACACAGCAGAGCAGGUCAGAGGCAGUGAUAAUAAGUGAUUACUCCCUACUAGUUUAAAAGAAAGCACAAUCACAAUCAUGGUCAUAUAUUCAAAAGAUAUAAAUAUAUAUAAAUAUAAACUGUCCUUAAUCCUUUAUGUAGAAUCUUCCUCAGUAACUUCACCUCAUAAAAGGAGAUUGAGACAGAGUGUCAGUGUUGAUUCAAGAUUCUUGGAAACUUUUCACUCAAAUGAUAAUAUCUGUCUUUAACAAUGCUUUGACUUGAUUAGGUGGUGCUCCUGGUCCUCCUGGUGAGCAGGGUCCUCAAGGAGAAAGAGGCCCAGUUGGAGACCAAGGCCUUCCCGGACCCCCAGGACGCUCAGCCUCUACAUCACAGCAGCUAGGUCUGUAUAAGGAAGCUCAUCUGACAAAAAUAAACCAGUCCACACUUCAUUCAUAAUUAGCAGACCUGACUUUUUAAAUCCACUCUGUAUCUGUCAGUGCUGGAUUUCAUCGGGCCGUUUGGCAUAAAGGGAGAGAAGGGAGAUAAAGGCCAACAAGGAGACCCUGGGUUUCCCGCUAUCAGUGCUGGACCCCCUGGCAGCGAGGGGCGCCCAGGAGAAAGGGGUCCACCAGGUCCAAAAGGAUCAUGUAAGUUAGUGUGUGAAUGAGUGAGACUGCAUUUUUAUAAAAUGUGAACAGUGUGUCCUUUACCUUUAUUGUCUUAUAUAUCUCUAUGUAUGUACCUGUGUUUCUGUGUGUCUGUAGGGGCCGAAUUUUUCAAGGGAGCCCCUGGAAGGAGAGGAAGACCAGGCAAUGCCGGCUUGAGAGGAAUGAAAGGUGCUGUAGGCUAAAAGUGAUUGGUGGACUUAAUAACAUACCAACGAUACUGACCUGUGCCUGCAAUGGUGCUUUUGUUUAGGUGACCAUGGGGUGUGUGAAUGCAGCAUUGUUCACUCUAAAGUGGGGCCACAGGGUCCUGCUGGGGACACUGGUGAUCAUGGAAUGACUGGAGAGUAUGGUCAAGAAGGAGACGUAGGAGAUCCUGGUCCUCAAGGAGACGAUGGUGUCUCAGUGAGUUAGAUUAAGUCUCAGUAUCUUUGUCGUCUAAACUCUCAAACCUUUGUGUCCUCAGACGUGUCUUUGCUGUCUUGCAGGGAUUUCCUGGUAUCAGUGGUGUUCCAGGUCCGAAAGGUCGCAAAGGAGAGCCGAGUGUGGCUGCACAGAAAGGUGUGGUGUACCUGUCAUUUCAUCUUGUAUCAGACCACCAUCUUUGGGGGGACAGAGUGGGCCUGAACACAUAUAAUUGCUUCUGCUCUCUGAAUGCAUACUGUAUUUGUGAAUGUGUAGUUGUGACUUAAGCUUGUAAACUGGUGAUUGCUGCAGGGGCCCCUGGAGACCAAGGGGCUAUCGGGCGAGAGGGUCUGUCAGGAUCACCUGGUGCUCCAGGACGAAGUGGAUUACCUGGUUUCCCUGGGAGCAGAGGUCCUUCAGUGAGUCCACCACACCUUAUCUCCAUUGUGAAAAUUUCAUAUUGAACUUAAGUUUCCUGUGAGGAGAUUUUAGCUGGUUAAGAGACAGACUGGAUAAGUGAUCACCCCAUAAGUUAUUAAAGAAGACAAUCAACAGAAGAAACACGUUGAAAAGCUUAUUUUGGAAACUAUCUAUAAAUCACUAAAGUUUACACUUAUAUUGAGAGAGGAAAGAAAGGGUUCUGACAGUCAGGUCUUAAUACACCCCUCAGAGCUCUGGUACUCCUAGGGGUGAGAAGCGUUAAUACUGCACUCCACUCAAGGUGUCCAUCUUGGCAGUUUUUGGUAGUUUAUACCCCCUUUAGGAUGUUGUUGGAAAAUGUGGUGGUGUUUUAUUUCCUCUCAUGAAAAAUGACAAGUGUGGCCCACAGUUUGGUGAUUUUGCUGGCCGAUGUUCACAGGGAGAAGCCCCCCGUGGACUAGCUGGUGACAAAGGUAACCCAGGUCUGCCCGGUCGACCCGGCGCAGCUGGUCUGAGAGGUGAGCCAGGUCCAGACUUUAACGGCGUCAAAGGACAGCGUGGUUUACCUGGUGAUGACGGUCUUGCGGGAUAUCAAGGUGUCCCUGGAACACCUGGAGCCCCAGGUAAGCAGCAGCUGUCUGCUCCUUCAUCUACUUUUGUUAUAUCUUAAAUUGUUUUUGCAUAAUUUUUCCUCCAAUGCUUUAUCUCUUAACAGAAAAUUGACCAGUUUCCCCUCUGUGUAAAUACUCUCUGUCAUGGUUUAAUACAAGCAGUGAAAUGGGAAUGAAACAUGAAUGGCUCGUCAUUUAAAACAAACGGGAAGCAUGAAGAAGUAUAAUUUGCUGUUAUAUUUACUUUCUUUCUUCACUUCUUGUCGACACCUCGAUGCAGAGGCUGCAUCCCUCAAACCAGCCACAGCUGAGCUUGUUUGAGUUAAUGCUUGUGCUUCUGAAUAACCCUUGUUUCGAAUGCCUCUCUCUUUCGUUUUCCUCUCAUUCGCAUCUUGAAGGCAGCUGUAAUCCAAGAGGAGAUGGAGGACAGGUGGAUGUAACAGGUAGCGGGAAUAAAAAUGUUUUCACCCUAUUUCCCCCUUUAUAACAACCUUUUUGAGCUUCGCCUUCAGCAUGAUUUUUUAAUAAAUAAUUAAAUAGUUGAACAAGUGAGUUACCAGCUAAUGUUAAGAAGAAAAAAAAGUACAUUCACAACAAUCCACGCUGGGCAGCGGACAAAAAUCACUUGCACUUGAUUUGUCAUUUCUGCUUAAACAUUUUCCAUGUUUACGUAAAACCAUGAUGUGUUGUUAAAUCUCUGAUUCUGUAAUAAUCUUUUUAGGUUCUUGUAGUCCUGUUCCAGGACCUCCUGGACCUUCUGGUCUUCCAGGACUUGCUGGAUUACCAGGUUCCCCAGGUAACACAAUAAGAUGUGGUGCUGAAUGUUGCCUUCAGACUACAAUCUAUGAAUGAUUUUAGAUAAAUGAUUGUAUCAUGGGGUCCUUUUAACAGGUGCUCCAGGCCUAAGAGGACCACAGGGUUUAUUUGGACCUGUGGGGGAGAAAGGAGAAAAAGGAGAGCAAGGCAUAGGUGGCUCUACUGGACCUCCAGGUAAGGGAUGACAAGGAAACAAGUCCUGGAAGAUAGUUAUAUAUUUUUAACACCUUAUUUUUUGUUAAUAUUGUCUUUAACCAAGAUCUUUCCUCCCUUUUUUUGACAUCCAUGGUUUUUGAAUAAGGUUUUUCUGGCCCCCGUGGAGAUCCAGGACUUCCUGGCAGGAAAGGCUCAGAUGGAACCUCUGGUUUUCCUGGUGUAACUGGUAGACAGGGACCACAGGGUGAGAAAGGGGUUCAUGGGGAGGUUAUAGGAGCAUCAUCAGGACCCCCUGGAGACCCCGGGCCGCCUGGACUACAAGGAAAAAGAGGCGAGGCUGGUAAUCGGGGAGAGCCUGGCUAUGACGGUAAGUCGAAUCUUCAUUUCAGCCCCUAACUAAUGUUGUGUUUAUUUUACCUGUUUGCCACUCCGUCUUUUUCCACUGGUGGUGUUCAUCUUAGAAUAGCCAAAGAUAAAGAAUCAAAGUCCUGUCAUCUUAUUCACCCCCUAGGAAUGGUUGGCAUGCCUGGUAUGAUUGGUUUCAAGGGUCAGGGUGGACCUGCUGGCCUGCAGGGGGAGGAAGGGAGACCUGGGCCUGCCGGCAAAUAUGGCUACCCUGGGGAUUCUGGUAGAGCAGGUCCUCCUGGGCCACGUGGUAACACUGGACAACCAGGUUAGACAUACAUAAAAAACAAAACAGUACCUGGGGCAGAAAUGUCCUUCAAUGUCUGUCAUCCCUCAUGAAUUCAUACAUGACUUCCUUCUUGCAAGGUUUCACUGGAGAGAGGGGAACUGAAGGAAAUUCAGGUCCUCCAGGGCCAGUGGGCUUGAAAGGGGUCCCAGGGUCCUUUGGUGAUAUUGGUGUCAUUGGGGAAACUGGCCCAACAGGCAACCCAGGACAGCCUGGUAGAGACGGACAGUUUGGACUCACGGGAAUGAAGGGUUUGUUUUUAUUUAAUUUUUAUGGAUCAAAAUUAAACACUAGAAGAUGCAAACAUUGUUGUUUUCCAUGAUUCCGGCUGUUUUAGUUUGUCUGUGACUUCUGAUGGUUUAUUUCUGUUCCAGGUUACAAAGGGUCUACAGGCAUGUCAGGUUUUGUGGGGAAACAAGGUGAUCCAGGAGUGAGCGGCUUCAGUGGAGUGAAGGGAGAACAUGGAUUGAUGGGCAACAUUGGCCCAAAAGGACUGAAGGGUCUAAAUGGAGAGAAGGGUGGGUCUGGUUAAACCCUAGCUGCUCUUCUGUUUGUUAUUAGGCCACCACAUCAUCUCAUUGACUCACCGUUUAACAAUAAUGCCAACUGUUUGCUAGGUGAUCGUGGCUUGAGAGGACCACCUGGGGAGAAGCCCAAAAUUGAGCACAAGAUGAAGGACGAAAUGAAGGGAGCGAAGGGAGACCAUGGAUCCCAAGGACAUCAAGGUUUCCCCGGACCAAGAGGUUUGUAAAUAGUCACCCUUUCACACCCACCUCCUCUGUCUUCCCACGCUUCACUUCUAUACAUACUUAUCUUUCUAUAGGCACCAAGGGUCUCAGUGGUGUACCUGGGUCGGAGGGAACUCAUGGUUUUCCUGGAGACCCCAGCAAUGAAAAAGGCCACUCUGGAGAUCCAGGUGCACAGGGGCUGCCCGGUUUGAAAGGAAUGCCAGGACUGAUAGGAAAUCGAGGAAUCGAUGGUUUCCAGGGAAUGUCAGGUGGCAAGGUAAAGACCUAUCCAAACUGAGAUGAUACGAAGACCACUAGAUAUUCAAACUCAACAAAACCAGAGUCAUGGUAGAAUUUCCUACUUUGUAUCUAGGUAUAGCGCCUGUUUUUAAUAUCUAUAUGAUUGACGGACUGCUUGUAAAUGAAAGAGAUUGUUUACCCUGUUUGGUAUAAUUUAAAGUCUCAGCAAGUCUUAGUUCAGUUCUUUGUUGUUGAUUCUCUGCCUCAAGUUUCAGUCUUUUGCUUUACUCAUACGCAGCAUUGCUUCCAGGUGCAAAAAGUAGCUUUUAAUGGUUUACCAUAUAUUGUAUAUAUCAUUGUCUCAGCAACAGUGGAGCCUUUAGCAACUACAGGAGUUGUUAGAGACCAAAAUAGCAAAAACCAAGACAAAUCUGGAUUUACUGCUCAGCUGUUGCACUCACUCUUUCCUUUUUUUGUCAGCCAAAUUUAAAGUUUCAAUCAUGCAUAUUGAUUUUUAAAUCAGGGCUACAAUGAAGGGCAAUACAAGCCACAAGUUGUAGAAGUUUGAUGGCUUUAUCUUUUAUUAAUCUGUUUCUUUUCAGGGGACUAAAGGGAGUCCUGGUGCUUAUGGCGCUACAGGAGAAAAGGGAAGGAGAGGACCCAAAGGUAAGCGCUUAAUACCAACCAAUAUACAGUAUGUAUACCGUAUUUUCCUGACUAUAAGCCGCUACUUUUUUCCCACACUUCGAACUAUGCGGCUUAUAAUGUGGUGCGUCUUUUCUGUGGAUUUUUCUUCACCCGCCAGGUGGGCGCUUUAGUAUAAAGUGAAAAAAACGAGACAGGUGAAAGUCAAUUUUUAACAUAAAAGAAGAAAGUGCUAAUUUUAAUUUAGCACAUGCAAGCAGAAUCGAGCGUUUAAAGCAGCACUCCACGGUGAAUGGGAGACUUGGAUGACGAGUGGCGAUAAAUCCGACACAAACACUGGCCGCAUGCGAAGAGCAUCAUUUUCUGAUGUCUGUCAGUGGAUCCUAGCUGCGUGGAGCAGCGUGAAGGAAUCUACCAUCACCAAUAGGUUCCGAAAGGCUGGACUGUUGCGUGAAGAGGACACUUCAGCUUCAGAGUCAGCUUCACCCCGGGAUGAUGACAGUGACACGGAGAGCAACACUGACAUCGCCACAGAAAAGGCAUGUGACGAAGCUCUCCUGAGGCUGUUCAACUCCGACACUGAAGAAGAGGACUUAGAUAGUUUCAGUGCGCAGGAGGACGAUGGAUAAAGCGAUCAAUAACUCUUCUGUUUUAUUUGAUAAGCACUUUUAUGCUUUGGGCACCGUUCGGAAACUGAUCAGUUCAGUUAUGUUCAGUUAAACUAAAUAUUCAGUUCAGUAGAUAACCGCGGCUUUUAGGCCGGUGCGGCUUAUAUAAGUACAUUUCCAAUUUUUUUUUUAAACUUUGUGGGUGCGGCUUAUAUUGAGGUGCGCUCUAUAGUCAGGAAAAUACGGUACAUAAGAACACAGAUAUGUUGAUAUAUGCUGAUUGUCGUUAUAGGUGAGCAUGGCCCUCGGAUAGACCUUCCAGGAACCCCCGGGUAUCGAGGAGAGUCUGGUGUCACAGGAGAGCCAGGUACAAAGUGUGCCUUUUAUAGUUUUUGUUUCUCUCCUUUUGUGUUGAUCAGCAUUGUUUAACAAACUGAGCCUGUUUUUCCUCUAAUGUUAGAUUAUUAAUUCUUACUUUACAGGCCAGGAUGGAUUUAUUGGAGCAACUGGUGACAGAGGUUCAUCUGGUUUUGAUGGUAUUCAAGGUAAAAAGGGAGGGCCAGGUGAACCAGGAAUAUUUGGAUCCCAAGGUAAAAAUCACUUCUAAAUUCCACUGUAUAUGUUUCAUAUUUUUUCAAAUAUAAAAUUAGCAAAAAUUACAUCUUUACUGUUCUUAUUUGACAUUUUCUACUUCCACAGGCCGAGAUGGUCAAAAGGGAACUCCUGGUAACCAAGGACAAAAAGGGUUUUCUGGACCAGCUGGGAAAGAUGGACAAUCAGGCUUUCCGGGGUUCCCAGGAAACAGAGGUACAUCAUCAAGCCAAGUUUUACUCCAUACUGGUUAUCCACCAUAUUCUUCCAGCUGACCUUUGAAAAUGUGUGCAGGUUUCCCUGGCCCAAAGGGUCUUUAUGGAUUACAUGGACUGAAAGGACAAAAGGGUGCUUCUGGAACUCCAGGUAUGGCAAUCUUUAAGUAUCAAGAUUUUGUGCAGUUAGGAUGGUUUAAGACAUCAAGUGGUGGUAGAGAAAACGUGUGCCUGUUCUCUGUUGUAUUAAGACCUCAAGAUUAAUGGUCUGUUUGUAUCUGCACCAGGUCUGGAUAUCGUUGGACCAGCUGGUGAAACUGGAAUGAAAGGAGAGACAGGAGAAAGUGGUGACCCCAAUAACCAACCAGGUGUCCCUGGCACAAAUGGCUUGAAAGGUUUCCAGGGCCCCCAAGGUUUGCAAUUACUCUACUGUGCUUAUAUGGCAUGAGCUGGCCAUCUAAGUGCUGUGAAUGAAAGAAGAGGGGAUGCCUAGAAACUGUGUAUGCAUGUUUAGGUUUAUAAGUAUUGUAAGAUUUGAAAUAAUGCCGUGUUUAAUCCUUUCAGGUGACUAUGGUCAGCCUGGAUUCCCGGGAUUCCGUGGCCCUGUAGGAUCAAAUGGCACCGGAGAUAGACCAGGACCCAUUGGAGACCAUGGUUUUCCGGGGCCUAAAGGAUUCCAAGGUGAGAUGAUACAGUGUAAGCAAAGAAAACUAGGAUAAAGGGAAAAAACUCACCUAUUUUCUGCUUAUGAAGAUUUCAAAAACAUUGUCAGGAUCAUUUUAAACCUGAUUGUGCAGGUUGUAAUUAUGACUUUAUGUUUGUUACUUGGUUUCUUUUGAUACUUGGAGCUUGUUAUGUUCAUGUUUUACUGGAUACUGAUGUAGACAUGACAUUUAGUUUUUGGGAAUUCCUCUUUGCCCCUGUGCAAAAAAUAUAUAAUAGUGUUUUGUUGAACUGAUCUGUUUCUCAGGAUUCCCUGGACCCAGAGGAGUCCCUGGUGGGGAUGGUUUCUCUGGAGAAAAAGGUUUACCUGGGUCAGGUGGGUUCCCUGGAUUCCCUGGUCAGAAAGGAUACAAAGGAAAUCAAGGUCCAUUUGGAUUCAAGGGGUCACACGGAGUGUCUGGGAAGAAAGGUGAGUGGGUUUUGUGUGAAAUUAUGUGAUUACCUCAAAGCUGUAACUUGUGCUGUAAGAGAAAUAUUGACAGGUCAUUUGGGAGUAAUACCAACAUAUUAUAUUAUUAUAAUACUUUGGCAAGUUUGGAGCACCCAUGCAUUUUGAUAUUUUAACACUGAACCAUCGCAGCUGUGAUGUUGAGACUUCUAUUUACAGGCAUAUAAACAUACAGCUUGUGAAACGAAUCAGCCUAAAUGUACUGAGAUGCAAACUUUAUGCGAAGAAUAGCAUGAGCUCAGAGAGGAAAGAUAUCUCCAAAUAAGUUUGUUUCUUUGUUUGUUUCUUCAAUGAACAGACAGAGAAGUUGUUUUGUUUCCACUUUCACUGAGUUUUGUCACUGGUGAUCAUCGUCAAACUUUGUCGGGUCUCUAAGAUCUUCUGUCAUGCUACGUUCAAUUCUCAGGCUUUUGAUAUUUUCACUUUCAGGAGGGAAAGGGGAGCAAGGAUUGAUGGGCGUUCCCGGUCAGAUGGGUUUCAAAGGAGAAAGAGGGGCACCUGGUCUGAAAGGAAACACCGGACUUCCAGGUUGGUUUUACACUUUCUCUUCAUAUCGAAGUCGUGCUUUUGUGUUCAUAUUCUCGGUCACUACAUGAUCUUUCUGUGCUGCAGGUUAUCCAGGGCCUCCAGGUAACCAGGGUCCUCUACCAAUACCCAUCAGUUAUCCUGGAGACAGGGGCCCUCCAGGACCUCAUGGUAUCCAUGGACCACAGGGGAUACAAGGUGAACCAGGGCCACAGGGCCCCCCUGGGGAUAGUGGUAAGUUAAUUUUAUAAAAUAAAUAUAUUUAGUAUAGAUACAGAAAAGUGUUUUUUUAGCAACAUGUCUUCAUCCUCUCACUGUCACUCUCACAGGUUUCAUGGGACCAAUUGGUCACAAAGGCAUGCCUGGGAUUGGUGGUCUACCAGGAACACCCGGGUUUCGUGGAGAGGUCGGACAACUAGGCCACCCUGGUCUGCAAGGAACGGAAGGUGUGUCUGACACUGUGGGCAAGUUAGGAUUAACCUAAUAAUCCUGGAUUACAGGAUUUAAAGUAGGCGGGGGUGUAGGAGGGAGUCAGUUACAAAGAGGUCUUUAAUAGUUGUUUUUGUAAAAUGUAUUUAAUGAAUUGACAAAGACUGGAAAACUGAUCCAGAAACCAAAAAAUCCUCAAGGUUUAUUAGUAUUAUUAUGUAAUAAUCUUAUCAGAGCAGAUGUAAGUGUUUGUGAGAUUUAUGCAAUAUUAUAUCACUGUUUAAUUAGAUUAGUAAACAGUGAUGUGUAUAUUCAGAUGUAGUUUUUCUUGACUGUAAACACUGCUCUUAAAUCCUUGUUUCUCAAUAGGUCGCCGUGGCAACCCUGGUAUCCCAGGGUUACCUGGUAUGCCAGGUCGCAGUGUCAGCGUGGGAUACUUGUUGGUGAAGCACAGUCAAUCAGAGCAGACACCCAUGUGUCCUGUUGGCAUGUCGAAACUAUGGGAUGGUUACAGUCUGCUUUACCUGGAGGGACAAGAAAAGGCUCACAAUCAGGACCUGGGUAUGUCAGGAUGAACAUGAACAUUGUAAUACAUUAAUGGGGUUAUUUUAUUGGUAAUAAAAAUCUCAAAACCAAUUUAAUAUUUAAUACAAAUAGGAUUUCAAACAAAUGAUCAGUGAAGUUUCCUGUCAAAUGCCAGAGUGAGUUUAACUCAGAGCAGCUCAGACAGGAUGCAUCAAUGGUCAGGAAAACAUUCCCACAUUGAAUCUCUCUGACAUUGUGAUCCAGUGAACCAGAAGACAUUCCAAAGAGAUUCAGCUCAUCAGUCUGAUUCAGGGCCAGACAGCGAGCCUGUAACCAAACAUUUAAAUAUGAUUCAAUAUAAAUAACAGAGAAAACGAGGGCACUUUAAAAAUGAUUUACUGCUUUUAUUGUUACAUUCUAUCUCUUAAUUGUAUUCUAAUGUUUAUUUCUUUACUUUUUUGCCUUUAUUUGGAGAGGACAGCGCAGGAAAUGGGAAAUGAUAUGUUGGAAAGUAGCCACAGGCCAAAGGUGAAUUCAGGCCAGCAUCUGCACUUGGGAUGCUCCAGCUGCGCUCCAUUGAUUUUUUUAUUUAAAGCUCCUGUGAGGAGUUUUGAUUUGGUAAUCAAAUAGAUUGAAACAAAAAGUGAAACAUCUCUAUGAUGUAAAAAAGCAAAUAAGCCCAUUAGUAAACAGAUGAAACAUUUCUAUAGUAUUAUUUUUAAUGCCUGUAACUGUUGUAAGGGGCUAGCUCCAAUGAAAAAACUGCCUUUGUUACUCAUUCUGCAGCAAAUAUUCACAGCGUUUCAUUUCACCUCUAAACGACAGCAGAGGAGAGAUUUUUUAUUUUGUCAAUUUACACCAAAAUCAACACAGAAAGUUGCUCACAGGAGCUUUAAACUAUUCAAUAGCAAUGUUUUGCCUUUUUGAAGUACAAUCUGGUUAUUUGUCCUGUUCAGGUCUCGCUGGCUCUUGCCUCCCACGCUUCAACACCAUGCCUUUCCUGUACUGCAACCCCGGAGACGUCUGUUACUAUGCCAGCAGAAACGAUAAGUCUUUCUGGUUAUCGACCACGGCUCCUCUUCCCAUGAUGCCUGUAGAAGAAGCGGAGAUCAAACCUUACAUCAGUCGCUGCUCAGUGUGUGAAGCUCCAUCAGUUGCCAUCGCAGUCCACAGCCAGGACGUCACCAUCCCACAGUGUCCUGCAGGCUGGCGCAGUCUGUGGAUCGGCUACUCCUUCCUUAUGGUACCUUUUUUUUUUUCAAACAAAUACGUCUGAAUGAAAAAUUCAUCUAUGUGGUUCCAUGUGAUGAUGCUUUGUUUUCUCUCACCUUCACUCUGCUAACCUCUCCUCUAUCCCCACAGCACACAGCAGCAGGAAGCGAAGGCGGAGGUCAGUCUUUGUCGUCGCCAGGUUCCUGCCUGGAAGACUUCCGCACAACGCCAUUCAUUGAGUGUAACGGGGCCAAAGGCACUUGCCACUACUUCGCUAACGAGCACAGCUUCUGGCUAACCUCUGUCGAUCAGUCGUUCCACACUGAUCCAUCGUCAGAGACACUCAAAGCAGGACAGCUCCUGUCACGUAUCAGCCGCUGCCAAGUCUGCAUGAAGAACCUUUAACAAAAAAAAACUCCCCAUUUAUGUGGGUGGAAAGAAAUCUAACUUUGGCGGUGGUUUGGUGUUGUCUCUCAAUCCAGGUAAUAACAUUACUGUAAAUGAGAAACUGUCCUCCAAAUACACAGAGCUCAGAAAUGAAAAGACCGGGCUCUAUUUUCGUCCCCACCGGCGGCGCGGCGUAGGGUGGCGCAUCCCGCACAGUGGUAUUUUCGUCUCAUCUAGUGCAACCUAGUCUAGGCGUUCUUAUUUGAGAGAGUUUAGGGGAUACCCUGCAGCACUUAGAGCAACACUCCUUGAGGGGCUGCCUCCUGCCGCCAGCUUGUGCUGUCUUCAGUCAUCUCUUCAACUACUUCACAAAAUUUGCAAUAUGCCUCACUGGUGGCGGAUUUAAAGAUGAGGAGAGGAGCUGAUGUGAUUGGUGAAAACAGGACUCGGCUGUGUUAAACCCACUCCAUGCCCUAUCCCCUCCCUCUUUCCUACUUACACUGCUGGGAGGAGCUGAGUUAGGGAGAGGGGAUACUUACGCCGGGCUGCUCACUAAAAUACCAAUGUGUGCUUGGGCACGCCUCAUCGGCGCGGCGGACCUGACUUAGGCUGUGCCUACGCCACACCGCCAGCAAGGCACGAAAAUAGAGCCCUGUGUAACAUGAUGAGCCUAAAUCAAUCAAUCAAUAUAUCAAUCAAUCAGACUUUAUUUAUAAAACGCUUUUCCCACAAAGAGUGUAACCAAAGUGCUUUACAGUUAAUUUAAAACAAAAAACUAUCCCAGAUGCUAUUCCCCUGGAUACACACACACACACAGACACACACAGACACUGAUAAACACACACGCCAACACUCCUGCACACUAAGAUGGUGGACAUGAGACUGAGUACAGAUCAAUGAACCCGAGGAGAUGAUUAUUUUUGUAGUAUUUUUGAGAUGUGGAUUGGUGCUUACUGUUUAACUUAUUACCUCAGCUAUUAUGAUACACGUAUGAUUAACAAUCAGAGACCGUCAAAUACAGCUGAACCAAAGACGCCUUAUAUAUGCACUGCUUCAGUUCUUCUAGUUCUGCUUCUGUUUGUAUUGUUUGGGGUAUCCUGCCCAAAAUAGAGCCACUAACACUGCUUCAUUAGCAAUAUUUUCAAUACGUUUUGGCUGAUUUUAUUGACAGUAUUAUCUGCAUUUUAUUUCAUGACUCUUUACAGACCUUUUUUGAUUAUAUAACAGUCUUUUCUGUUUCCAUGCUUUUAUCUGUUUGAAAAAAUAUCCACAACUUUGUUUCAUACUCUCCGUGAUCACACAAUGCACUGAUUCUUUUUAUAUUUAUGUCAGCUGAAUAAACUUGACCCCCCCCUCCCUCCUGAGGAGCUUAGAUAUAAACUUCAUCAUAUCUAAUCUCCUGAUGACGCACUCACUUGCCUUUCCAAAUGUACUAAUGUCUGAACUUGCAGCGGGACAGAAUGUAAACAGCUCGGAUCAAAGGUCUCACUGUAUCAAACCCCUGUUCUGGUAACUGAUCUCAGGUCAGAUUACACUCUUUUUUUUUCCACACAGUUUAGAAAGUAGGUCAAAUGUUCUGCUACAUUCCCUUUUUUAGAAAUAAACAGUGAUUGGACUGCAAACCCGCUGACAUUUGUUUAGCUUGUAAUAUAAUGACAGUAAUUUUAUGAUCAUUACAUUGGUUUGUAUAGAUUAAAUGUUUACUUCUUACUGUGUUUGUCCGCUUUAUUGAACUCUCCCUGUCUUAUAUUAAUCUGACAGACCAAACAGGCAAAAUAAAAAUCUUUAUUAUAACAGCAUACUUACAAAAUUCAUCAAGGGGAUUUCAUAUUUACAAUCAUUGAAAAGCUGCAUAUAUUUUAAUGAAAUGUGAACAAGGCUUUGAAGCAUAAAAGGAAACAAAAGCGUGAUUUAUUAAACUUUAUAGAACAAACAGAGCAAAAUCAGUCCACUGCUUCACUGACCCCUAACAGUUAGUGCUGUUAAAAUUUGUGGUUCUAGUUCUGAAACUCAGAUAACAGUGUUUGACUUUUUUUGUGUGUGUGUUAGUUUGAUUUCGUGGAAACCCCUUCAGGAGGUAAGUGCAGCUUCAGUCAUCAUGGUGAAAUGUUUCUACUACCUUGUGAACACAUUUGUCUCCCUUCCUCACAAAGAAAUACUUGAAAUGUCACUGGAAUAAAUAUAAAGCUAGUUGCUUAUUCUGGUUGUUCUCACAGGAUCAAGAAUGUGUGUUUGUGUUUAGAGCAUGCAGUCAGAGGUUACUGAUGCUGCUGGGUCUCAGAGCACACGAGUAGUACCAUCACAGUAUGUAUUUGGUGUAGAUCAUCCUCAUUAAAACACCAGUCUUUGCUUGUGUUCACUUUCCUGAAAGAUCCUAGCAGCAGCUGGAUUUGGCCCGCUUGUUACUGCUUCCUCUGCACUCCUCCAGGUCCACCGUGGGAGACUCUUGGUUCUCGUUUCUCUGCCUCAGGAUUGAAGGCAGCACCAGGUCAAACAGAGCCUCAAACAGAGAGUCUACGUUGUAGCCCGUCUUGGCGCUCGUCUCGAAGCACAUCUUCUCUGCAGGCUGGCUGCUGGUUUCAUCCAGACCUUUAUAGCGCAGUAUCCUCCCGUAAAGAGCCGCUGCAUCCUCGGGCGUGACUUGUUUUUGCAGCAUCACUCCAGAGAGGGAUGCAGGGGAGGUAGGAGGUGUGGGGAGCUGUGGUUCUGUCCUCAUGUCUUCACUAUCAGUUCUGUCCUCAGAUGCCACAUCUGAGUCCUGGGACUGAUGGGCUUUAGGGUCAGUGAGAUCCACUUUAUUGCCCACUAAGGCAUAGAUACAGUCAUGGUUAGCGGUGUCGGUCAGGGACAGGAAGCGCUCCUCCAGUUCAGAGAGGCUCUGCCAGUUGGUGACAUCGUAAGUGAGGAUGAUAGCAGCCGCCCCUCGACAGUACAUGGAGCCCAAACCGUGGAACUGUUCACGACCUGAGGAGACACACACACACAUCAACAGAGUCCUCAACUCCUACACACACACUGAGCAGCCAAUACACACAGUUUGAACAAAAAAAAGGACACAAAGUACAAAGAGAAGUUGUGCAAGACAGUCAGCAGUUUGGAAACAGAACCAAGCCUUGUUGUUGAAAUCUGCAGGAGUCUUGAAGGAGAGCAUUGUCUCAGUAUUUGGCCUCUUGGUGCAUCAAAUUGAUCAUGCAUAGUUUUUUCCUCUUUAUGUCAAUCUUUUAUUUGAUAAACUGUAUUAAUCCUCGUUUUCCAAACUGGUUAAUAAUCCGAUUUUGUCAAAACAGAUUAAGAGAGCCUUUGACACAAUUUAGGGACUAUUCUGAAGGCUAUUUUGUCCAUUUCAUUUUGCCAUAUUCCACCAAAGUACACGUGUGAAGCUCUCUACUGAGUGAAAACUCUUACCAAAUUACACAUUUCAAGAGGCAUUUAAAGCUAAAAAAGUUCUAAAAGAUAACUUCUGCAAACUGUUUUACCUUCAAUAUGGAAAAUAUGUGUUUAAAGUACCUGUAGUUGCAGCCAAAUGUUAUUUUAUUAUAAAAGAAUCAGCUGUUCUUUUCUCAAUUUGAUUUUUUUGUUAAAAAGCGCAAUUUAACCAUCAUUUUAGAGUCAAAAGAUUGCCCAUUUAUAAUUUGAUAUGAUUUUAAAAAGCAACAAAUCUACACAUUUGUAUCCCUGGCACAAGACUAUAUUUUGUAUUUUAUGCUUGAUCUAUCCUUGGAAGCAAAUAGAUAAAUCAUAAUUAGCUAAAGGUCAGAUCUGGAAAAUUAGUUUUUCUUCAUGGUGUGUCUCAGUCUUUGCGCUUCCAAAAAUAGGACCGUUUUGUAAAGACAUGUUAAGAAAAAUAAAGAAGAGUCAAGUCUUCCUGUCACGGUCCUGUCAUGUGACUAUUAAGAGGAACAGAGCAGACAGCCAAAACACCCUCACUGUGCUCUUCAGAUAAACGGUUAAAGUAAAGAGAGCACCAUUCAUCAGAAAAUAAGCAGCAGUUUCUUUAUGUGCCGAGCCAAACAUCCAACAGGUUUCAGGACUCCCCUUCAAACUGAUCCUCUUCAAAAGCUUUAUGAUCCGUGCCGUUAGGUCUCGGCAACACUCAAUGACUCAGCGCUGAUCCAGCAAUUCUCUCCCUCUGACUGAACAACAUGAGGGCCGCAGUCAGGGGUCAGGGGGGUUGAGAGCGCUGAAAGGAAAUGUCUCAGUGCUGAUAUGAACGCUCUUUUCUCCGCUUAUCUCUCUGUGGGUGAGCAGCUUUACUUUUGUGAUGUGUGUUUUGCGUCAAAGGUUUUACUGUAACUCCAGUUUACACAACAAUGGAGUGUGAGGCACUUAUGAGCCUAGAUGAAUCACACAUGAUCCCUGCCUCUGCCAAACUAGGUUGUUUCUGAGAACCUUUUAUGAAGCCGUCAGGGCUCUUUUGACAGGCAUGAGUUAAUAAAUGUUAAAGGUUACAUUAAAAAAGUGCUGUUUCUGGUAAUAAAAAAAGAUUAAUGCAGAUCAACGAUAUCCUUCAAAGUACUUUUGACAUUUAAUCUGUAAAAACAACUCCUUAAUUUCACUUUUUAAUCCAACAGGUUAAACCAGCACUUUUUAAAUUUCUAAGUAGAAUCUAAACUUUUGAUUUAAGCUGAUUAGUCUGAUUGUUAUCGUUUGUUUACUACAGAUCUUAAACACUGUUCGCUUUAAUUCAAACCAAGUAGAUCUUAUAAGUGAAUUAACUUUUUACCUGGUUGAGAAAACUCCUGACAUUUGCUUUUUAAGUUGAAUGAACUUAACUAAAUUAGUGGCAACACAGCAGCUUGUGACACAAAUUGCAGCCUACAGUUCAGACAGUAUUGUUAAUCAAAGACAAAUUUAAAGUGCAUUUCAAAAGUAUUUUUCUAUCUACCAUGUAUUACCUAAGCGACAGCAUACAUACAUUUACUUCUCUACAUUCCUAGUUGUGUUGAGUCAAUGAUUUUUUGAUAAGGACAGUAAACUUUAAACUAUCAGUUUUUCCAGGGUGGUUAUUUCUGAGAACUCACAAUCUAAUAGCUACUCAGAAAUUUACAAAAAAGGCUCACGCGCUCUGUAUAAUAAAGUGUAACUGUAGUACAAAGACAAGUGACUUUGACCGGGUCAUGUUAGUCCAGUAUUGAGUAAUGUAGUUUGAGACAAAGAACCAUUACUGUUACAUCUGAGUCAUUAAGAAAGCUGGAAACUGAAGGAAGCAGGCUCUGUUGAGUGGAAGUACAACUUAAUAAUGAAAUGUACUCACAUCAUUACAAUUUAUCAAAGAUUAAUGAUAAAUGGACACUUGUUGCUCAUGAAUUGUUCUAACUUUUAAGACAAUUAAAGCUCCUGAGGACUUUUUAUCAGGUAACAACACAGACAGAAAUAGUGAUGGUUCUCAGUGACCUACAAAAGCAAACUAGAUCAUACUACUAGAGCAAAUUACUGAUGAAUUCUGUGCUGUGGUUUUUAAUGAUGUAACACUUAUAAGGCGAAAAGUGUCAGACCAGAUAAAUGACAAGAUGGUGAAAAGCUAGUCUUAUUUUUUUCAGUAUCAAAUAUUCACCAGGAGUGAACUGUUAACUGUUAAAAGAAUAUGACUUGUGUUAAAAAUGGUGUCUCUUAUUCUCCUUCAGCAGUGGAUAAGAGGUACUAUUUCAUUCCAAGUGGGUGCCAAAAUAAACACAAACAAAAAGUUCCUUACAGGAGCUUUAAAUUAAUUUAAUGCCUGUGAUUACAGGCUUUUCAUUUGCAUAUUUGUUCUUAUAAAAUUCUUAUUAAAAUAAUAAUGAGCAGUUUCUAGACCCCUUCUAUUGUGUAUCAGUGUAUAAAAUUCAGAGAUUAAUUUUGAAGUUGUUUAAAGUUGUUUUUGGUAAUCACAGAGGUAAGUGGGAUUAUCCUGAUUUAUCCUGCUUUAACCUGAGGUGUUUUGAUUCUGUGAGUCCCAAAAAGUCAUGCUAUGCUUGUUUUGUCCAAGGGAUUAUGAACCUAUCAUUUUUAUCAGUGGGAAUCAACAAUAACAGACAAAGUGGCAGGCAGACAGGCUUAAUGUCCUGACUGAGCGGUCACAUGCCUGUGAUUGCCUCAGGUGGUGGGUUCACGGGUUGUCAGGUAAACACAGUUGGGACAAGAGAGGGGUGAGACUUGAUAGGGGUUCAAGACAAACAGUAUGUUAAGAAGUCACAUAAGGGAAGUAUUACCAGCUGUGUCCCAUAUAGAGAUGUUGUACGGUCCCCACUGUUUGAGGAAAAAAGCCCCUCCGACAGUGCUGAUGGUGUCUUUGAACUUCCUCUCCGUGUACCUGUGGAGCAGCGACGUCUUCCCCACAUUCAUGUCACCCAGGAGAACCACCUUGACGUCGGGCUUCUUCAUCUUCGACAGUUCAGGCAUGAUCCCGGGUCGGGUCCCACAACAGGGGAGCUUUCUCAGGACAGGAAACGCGGUUUAGCUUGUGAGAUAAACCCCGGACUGGUCGCAAAUCCCUCUGACAAACGCCAUUUUCAGAACCCAGAGUUAAUUUGUGACGAUCCGUCCGCGCUCGAUCAUCCUCAAUCUGGUGCCCGAGUCGAAACUUCGAAAAGU